Podarcis lilfordi (Lilford's wall lizard) is the source of this 57975-nucleotide messenger RNA. The record is from the annotation of a GenBank genome assembly. Lineage: Eukaryota; Metazoa; Chordata; Lepidosauria; Squamata; Lacertidae.
ACCGCGCAGCGCGGCGCGGCCGCCUCCUCGCUGCGGGCGCGCAAGACAAACGGAUCCGCUUCUUCUGACGCCGGGACCGCCCCGCCGGGACCGCUAAGCGCAGGAAGGCGGCCGCGCCGAGGCAGGAAAGGGGCGGAGGGCCGUCGGGUGGGCCUGACUUCACCACACAGCCCAGGCAACGCUGCCUCUCUCCGCCUCCUCGCAGUCCCCCGGCGGCGCCUGCAGCAGCAGCAGCAGCAGCAGCGCUCUCCGUCCCGGCAGCGAUGGACGGCGAGCCGAGCGGCAAGGAGCCCGACGACGCCGACCCAGCUUACGGUAAAGGAGGAUGCGCGGGAAGAUUGCGCGCGGAGGGAUCCCUCGGGCCGGGGCUCGCACCGGGGACCUUCCUUCCUCCCGCCCGUCCCGCCAGCCGCUGCGACAAUGGCGCCCGCCCCUUGUGAGGGGCUUUGCCGGUGGUGGCUCUGCCCGGCUGGGGCGUCGGCCCAAGGCGGGGUGGCUCCUCAGACCCCGGGCUCGAGCGGCCUCCGGCUUCUCCCCUCGGCGUUGCUUCCAGCAAAUAGGCAGGCGCCCGCUACCUGAAAUCCAGGGCAGGUGGAUGAGUCCCCUCUCCCAGGUAACAGGUGUGGCCCGACGAGGAAGGGAAAGGGGUUGCUGGUUUCUUGUUUUUUCCCCGGGGGCGGCGGCGGGGGGGCUGAGAGAGAAGAUAUAUUGCUUUGUUUGUAGCUUCCCUCUAUAGCAGUGGUUCCCAACCUUUUUUUGGCCAUGCCCCACCUAAGCGUCUCCAAAAUCCUGAUCCCAUCACCACCCCUGUGACAUAUAAUUCUUAUUAUUCAAAAAGCAAAGUCCUAUUCACGUGGAGGAAGCCUAAAAGGCCAUUCACUGUUAAUAACUCAUUCUGGAAUACUCCCCCUUAAAAAUCAAAUUGUGCCCCACGUUGGGAACCAGGGGUCUAUUAGCUGGGGCAGGAUAGGAAGCGGGGGUGCCAACUUGAAAUUUUAUUUAUGCUUUUCAGGUUUAUACAUUUCACUAAUUUUACAAUCAUUUUGACAUUUCAAAACUUGAAUUCCUUGAAUAAACUAAGGGGGGGGGGACCCAGGUAAGCCCCACCCCGCAUAAUCAAACACAAGAUGUGGCACACAAACACCAUUUGAAUGGCAACGCCCAUCAACUUUUGGGCGGAGCGGUCCCCUCAAAUGUUUUAUUGGGGGUGGCAAAGGGACCUCAGCCCCUAGGAGUUUACUCCUAUGGCGGUGGUGGUGGGGCUUUCUCAUCUCCCCAUGACCACCAGCUCCCUCCCGAUGCAAGGUGGAUUGACUGCUGUUUGGGUGUUCACCAUCGUCCUCUUGGCUCAGGCAGCUUCUGAUUCUCCAUUGGCCCAGGAAUGUCUCCUGGUCUCCCUGGCUAGUCUUGUGAACCGUUAGAAGAUGAGCAAAUUGAUUAUGGCAUGAAUUUCUUGAGGACCACCGACUUUAUGGACUGCAGCUUACGCUACAAUCAGCAUCCAGGUGCCCCAAGAGUCGUUGUUGCCUUUUCCGCAACAGACUAAGGGGCUGGCCAAAGAUGUAUGAGAACCUCUAUAUAAACAGGAAGCAGACAGAAGCUGUGAAAACAGCAGUGCUUGUGGGUGACGAAGCGUCUUAGCAGGCAAGAUUUUUUUGAAACGCUGGGGGAGGAGGGCAUUUAUCUCUGCCCACUGGCUUGAAGGAGUUCUCUUCUGAUUUAAACUCCUGCAAAACAGUGGUUCUCCAAGGGUGUGGCAGGAGAGGAUGGCAAGUGUGACGGGGAAGAUUCUAGAGAGAUCAAAGAAACAUUUAAACAUUUCUGAGUAGUGUGGAUGUACAACCAGAAACAGUAUCCACUCCUCUCUUCAAAAGAAUUGGCUAUUCUUCUACAGUUCUUCAUGGCAUAUUGUGAACAGGGAUUUUCAACUCUGAUAUAAAUAUGAAAGAUCAGAAAAGAGAAAGGCUUUUUGUGGUGAUGAGGACAUGAGGGUUUGUCUCAAAUUGGACCUCAUAGAAAUGAGAUUACCUGGCAAAAGCAAGCUUGCACCUCUCAUUGAGUUUGUAUACACAAGGUGCAUAUGUGAGACGUUCGUUUAAUUAUUACAUUUUGGGAAUGAUUCAUGUUAUUAUGUAGCUGCAUUGUUUUAUACUCCCCAGAUGUCCCAUGAUCAUAUUAAAAAGCAGUUGUGUUUGAUGUUAUAAAUCAAGCACUGCUAGUUGUUGUUUCUUUCUGUUGUGCAAUGUAUUUCUUAUCAAGAAAAAGUUCAGUGUGGCACAAGCAAAUUUUUAUUCUGAAAGUGUGGCCCACGGAAAAAAGUUUGAGAACCUCUGAACUAGAGCAGCAGGCAGCUCUCUUUUAUCUAGGCUCCAUCAAAAGGCCUUUUCUAAACUCACCGCUUGAAGCGGAUUAAGGAAAUGAUAGAGGAGAGUGAGGCUGAAUUGGUUGAUUGUAAGCUAUUUACAGGGACGCGGGUGGCGCUGUUCGAAAGCACACAGUGCAAGUAGAUAAAUAGGUACCGCUCUAGUGGGAAGGUAAACAGCAUUUCCAUGCGCUGCUCUGUGUGGCUUAGUCAUGCUGGCUACAUGACCCGGAAGCUGUAUGCCAGCUCCCUCAGCCAGCAAAAUGAGAUGAGCGCCGCAACCCCAGAGUCGUCCGCGACUGGACUUAAUGGUCAGGGGACCCUUUACCUUUAAGCUACUACAUUAGGGGUCUGUACCAGGAGGUCCUGUGCCCAAAUAUUGUGCAUGAAGGGGCAGCCUGCCCCUUCCACCAGUGCCAACCAGAAAGGAAAGGGGUUUGUUGUGGCCGCAGAACGGCACUUUGGAAGGCUUGCCCAAUUCCCCUUGCUCAACUUUUCAAAUUCUCCACUGAAGGCCCCCAGUAUUGGCAGUUGUUAGCAAGUGAUGCCCUGACUCUAGUUGCUGCUCUCAGAGCAAUGUGGGCAGUGGGAGUUCCUCUUUCCUUGAAGGAAGUGGUAUUGUGCUUAUAUCAUGUGCUGAAGAUAUAGACGUGACCAGUGGGGUGCCAGGCGGACUCCUUUAAGGCCUUCCACCUCUAUUUUAGUGAGUUGCUUUCCCUCUGAAUUGUGCUUUGCUCUGGGUUUUUCUCUCUCUCUCACACACACAAGGCUGUGCUGCCUUUCUUCCACCCACAUCCGCCCUAAAACCAUUCUUGCUUCUAAUCACUCCGCAUGACUUCACUUUCUUUUUCUUAAGACAAUAGCUUGGGCAGUGACUGGAUCAUGCCUCACCAGCUGAGGAGCACAAGCUGCGACAGCCAUGCAGUGUUAGAAACUCAGAUAUAUACGCUAGGAACAAAAUGGCUCCUUAAAACCAAGGUUACAGUCGCCAAAACAGAACGUUUAGGGAUGCUUUUAAUAUUUGAUGAAUUAUUGUAUUUUAAUAUUUUGUUGGAAGCCGUCCAGAGUGGCUGGGGAAACCCAGUCAGAUGGGCAGGGUAUGUAUGUAUGUACAGUGGUACCUCAGGUUACAUACACUUCAGGUUACAGACUCCGCUAACCCAUAAAAUAGUACCUCAGGUUAAGAACUUUGCUUCAGGAUAAGAACAUAAAUCGUGCUCCGGCGGCGCAGCAGCAGCAGCAGCAGCAGCAGGAGGAGGCCCCAUUAGCUAAAGUGGUGCUUCAGGUUAAGAACAGUUUCAGGUUAAGAACAGACCUCCAGAACGAAUUAAGUUCUUAUCCCGAGGUACCACUGUAUGUAUGUAUGUAUGUAUGUAUGAAUGAAUAAAUAAAUAAAAUUAUAUAAAUUAUUAUUAUAAUAUCUAGUUGCCAGCUCUAAAGACAGCUCUAGUAAGACAGCUCUAAAGUCUUAUUUCUCAAAGGAUGGACUGACUGUGAUUAGUUCUCAGUCAAACAUCUGGCUAGUUCAGAUGACAACCUGAAGCUAGGUUAAGAGCUUUGAGAACUGAAUGAAGAAUGUCACUUGAUCCAGGGACAGUCCACAUAGAUUUUGGCCUAUUCCUACCCCCCCCCCCUCCUUAAUGCUGACUGCUCCUGCUCAGGCUGCACAGAAAAAUCAAAUUGGUUCCUGAAAUUCAAUCUGAUCGUGCAGAUAAAAUUAUACAGGAGCUAGUAUUAGUGUGUGAAAACAGCCCAGAUCCAAUGAACCACAGAUGGUGGAGAUGUCAGGCACCAUCCUGGCACCUAGGCAUCUUCACUUGGUCGCAGGUGAUCAUGGCUGAGUGGGGAUUCAAAACUUGGUCUCCCGGGUCCUAGUCCAACAUGCCAGGGGUCAGCAAACUUUUUCAGCAGGGGGCCGGUCCACUGUCCAUCAGACCUUGUGGGGGGCUAGACUAUAUUUUUUUUGGGGGGGGGAAUGAACGAAUCCCUAUGCCCCACAAAUAACCCAGAGAUGCAUUUUAAAUAAAAGGACACAUUCUGCUCAUGUAAAAACACGCUGAUUCCUGGACCGUCCACGGGCCGGAUUGAGAAGGCGAUUGGGCUGGUAUCCGGCCCCCGGACCUUAGUUUGCCUACCCAUGUGCUAAGUACUACAUCACACUGACUCUCAUUUAAAAGCAUUUUAAAAAAUAGAAAAGGAGCAUUGAGGCAGGGGAGGAGAGGAGAGGGAGAGAGAAAGGAAGGGGGGAGAGAGAGAGAGAGAGAGAGAGAGAGAGAGAGAGAGAGAGAGAGACUGCCUUUAACCCUUUCACUACUGGCAGUUUUUAGCUGAAAUCAGCCCCAGCUGCUUUUCCCACAAGGGAGAAAAAGCAGCUUGGGGAGGUUGAUUUUCAGCAGAGAAAUUGCUGGAAGGGAACAGAUUGCAAAGCAGCCCCUUGGCCCACCAAUGGAUGUGUCCAUUCCAGAUUGCAGCGUUAGAGGCUGCGUUUUGUACCCACAACAAAACACCUCAGGGGAAAACUGCUAUACUGUACCUUGGCACCAUGUGUAGCUUGCCCUAUAGUGUGCCACCUAGAAGCAGUUUCUCAAGUAAAAACAGGAGAAGAAAAGAUAGGAAGGAGAGUUUCUUAAAAGAGCGAGGUGCCCCGCCUCAAGCCUGACUCAGGGAAUGAGAUGCUGGGCUUCCAGUUCUUGCAUGCAAGGGAGCUGGUUGCCAUUGCUCUCUGGCAGGGGGAGGUGCAGUGCUGAGAGGCACUCACUCAUUGCUGAGUCCUGGCACUGAAGAAGAAACAAAAGUGCCCCCUGGUCAGGUCUGCCAGCUGGCCUGUGUACAGCAGGAUGCUUAAUGCCUCUCUUUGCCCAUUGCACCUGUCCCCCAGUGGCCUCUUGACCUCAAGCAAACAAAGAAACAAGACUGAGACAUCCAGAAACCCUUGUCUUGUGCUGUCUCUUCUGAGACUGGGUUGGCAGGCUCCAUAGAGGACCCUAAACUGGGCCUUUAUUCAUGAUCUCAAAACAGGGUGGAUUUGAUUUAAAUCAAAUCGAUUUAAAUCACGAUUCAAAACACUAGUCAGUAAGACUUGAUUUAGUUUUUACAGUUAUAUCAAAAAUUAUUGAUUUGGUUAUACUAUUAGAAAUACAUAAGACAGAUAAUUAUGAAAUUAUUGUGAGGUUCAAUAAGUUAACUGUUUAUAUUUGGACAACUUUUCUGCUGUAUUUCAUUGGAAGGAAAAAUAAUCAUUAGUAACAAUUUAAACAAUUUAUUUAACUAAAACAAUAACAUUAUAGUACAUGUAUCCAUGUUUGUUAACUGAUGUGGUUCAACGGGUUUUUUGUUUUCGUUUUUUAAAAACACUUAAGACUGAGUUUUAGCACACAUAGAAAACUUAAAACAAAUCCUUAUUUGCUGAUGAAUAGCCUUUGGACUAUAGCAACAGCAACAAGAUGGAUAGAUAAAAACUUCAUUCGUAUUAGCCAAUAGCCAUAGCAACAAUAAAACAUUACAGUAUAUGCAGAAAGGGGAAUUUGAUAUAAGAGCACAAUUUAAAGUCCUGAAUCAGCUGUCAGUUAGUGGCCCUCAUUCUGAUUGCCCCUGCUAUGAACCUAGCAACCUUUGCUGUUAUCUGCUCAUUUUGAUCUGAUAGAAGAAAGGACAUUGUGGCAGUGACUGAGCGCCCUGAGAUGGUUAGUACCAGUGGGGUGAUGCUCUAGUUCCUCAGGUCUUUGUAGAGAGUGCAAGACAGGAAGACGUGUGCCACUGUUUUGGUGCUACCGUCUCCACAGGGGCAAAGACGUUUCUCAGGCGGGAUCUUUUGGAAUCAGCCCUCAAGUAUUGCAGAUGGCAAAACAUCCAGUCUUGCAAGUGUAAAAGCACGUCUGUAUUUUGGGAUAAUAAGUUUGUGUAGAUAAGGGGCCAGAGAAUCAAAACGGAAAGGUGGAAAAUGAACAUACCAAGGGCAGAAUUUCCUUAUAGUGGCCAGGUUGUUCUGAUGCUCGAUAUCUUUAAGACGUUGACCAAUUAGACUGUUUGCUUUAGUAGGGCCCAUAGCGAGUAGGUGUUGUGGGGAUAGCGCCUUUGGACUAUAAUGUAAGUUAAAUAGAAAACUAUCUUUAGAAAGAUUUUUUCCUCCAAAAGCAUUUUAUUUUAAGAAUCCGAUUUAAAUAAAGAAAAUCCGUUUUUUUAAUUAUUAUUUUUUAAAAAUCAUUGAUUUUUAUCCACCUUGUCUCAAAAUGAGAAUUUCAGCAGCUGUUGCUUCUUAACAUCAUCGGUAAUCUGGUGGAACAAUGCUUCCUGAACCACCCUGAAUUUAUAUAGGGUGGUAUAUAAAUUCAGUAAAUAAUAAUAAUAACAACAAAAACAGGGCUUGAUGUGACAGCUGGAAUCCUUUUCAAAUACAGUGGUGCCCCACAAGACAAAUGCCUCGCAAGACGAAAAACCCGCUAGACGAAAGGGUUUUCCAUUUUUCGAUGCGCUUCGCAAGACGAAUUUCCCUAUGGGCUUGCUUCGCUAGACGAAAAUGUCUUGCGAGUCUUGCGAUUUUUUUCGCUUUCCCCCCCUUUUUCUAAGCCACUAAGCCGCUAAUAGCCUUUUAGCCGCUAAGCCUCUAAGCCUUUAAUAGCCGCUAAAAACCGCUAAUAGCGCUAAUCCGCUAAGCCGCCAAUAGGGUUGCUUCGCAAGACGAAAAAACCGCUAGACGAAGAGACUCGCGGAACGGAUUAUUUUCGUCUUGCGAGGCACCACUGUAUUAAAGCAGCAAAUGGAAUAGUGAUAGCAGAGAUGCAUUUUAGCUCCUCCCCUUGCUGUUUUCCCAAUCAAAACCAUCCCCCCAGAGUUAUCUCUCAAGAUAAACUAACAGCAAGUUCUGAGUGGUUAGGAGGGAGGAUUUUGAUGUGGGAAAUGGGUCCAAUUUAGUCUGCUCCUCGCUCUGCACCCCAUUGAUUGCUUUUCAGCUUUGAAAAAGAAUCUAGGUGGUCUAGUUGCAGGUCUCUGAUAUACAGCUGCAAGAAUUACACCCUCUGCUUCUCUUUCCUUACACCUUCAGUGAGACUACAGAGCUUUCUCCCUGUGAUUUGGCACAAGGAGUGUGCCAAGAAGACCUGGAGUAGUUGUUAGAACCAGCAAAGGCCUCCAUCAAGCAAUUGGUGGGUCUUUUGAUCCUGGCUGAGCGGCCGAUAAAAGCCUUAAAAGCUGUCUAGAAGCACAUUUGCUCCUUUUAAUUAGCUAAGCCAUUUUCCAUUUAGUUCCUCAUCUGUUUUGUCAGCCUCGUGACAAGUGUGUGGGACGGCUCUUCUCCUGCCCUCCCAGGAGGAGGAAGCUGCCGCCUCCAGAUGGGUUGGAGAGUUUGGGAAUGUUGAAAGCAGCUGAAACUUCGACAUUUGCACAUGUGAAAUUUGCAUUCUGUUUGCAAGCAGCAAAAUAGAAAUUUGCAGUGUGUUCGUCUGAUACCUACCGGGUUUUCCUGAAAGUGUUUGAUUUUACACUUGUAUCAUUUGUGACUGGUUGAAGUUGCUCUCGUGGUGCACGUUUCUCCUAAGUACAAGGACUUAAAAAAAGAGAGAGAGCUUUAAUGUCACAGAGCUUGUGCCAUAUAGACAACAAGCUGCAUUGUCUGUAGCCACAGAAUCUUCAUGCAGUUUGGGGCCAAAAAGACACCCUGUGUGUCAGUGUUGGGCUGCUGCUGAUUCCCAACAAAGCAGGGCUGGAAAAGUGGGUAGAGCUUUGAGGCAGAGCAUUGGCAAGCAAGAAUGGAGGAGCUCAAUAUUUCCCCUGACUCAUACUUUCCCCAUGGAAACUGAUACUCGCCCCCAAGCUGUGUUUCUUUGGUGAGACACCAUUCCUGGAUGUAUCCCCUGCUAGGCUUAAAAGCAUUUGUGGAGUGGAGGAGGGACAUGGCUUCCCCCGCCAUGGGCCUUCUCGUUUGUCCCUCUCUGCUUUGUAGGGAUGCACCCUGGGUUCUGGGUUCUACCAUCACAUUUAGCUUGCCCCUCCAUCCUUCCUUGCCUCCAGCUACCAUGGCUGCUAAUGCCUCUUGAAGUGGUCCUUGACUUUCUCUUCUACUCACCUGUUGCCUUCGCUAUCCCUUUGUUGGGCGACUUGACCCACAUGGUGAGAACAUGCAGUGCCAAGAGGGGUGGCAAGGCAGGAUUCUGGGCCGAGUGUGGAUGCCCAUUUUGUGGAUUUCCAGAAGGAUUGUAACUCAGACAGAUAAAAUAAUCUUGGCAUACAAGACCCUAGAGUCAAACACUGCAUUCUCUAGCCUUGUUGAAGUUCCCAUUGGAGCAGGGUAGAGAGGACCAAGGGAGACGGAACUAUCCAAGUGGACUCCGGUGGAAGGGCCUAAGCCAGGCUUCCUCAACUUUGGCCCUCCAGAUGUUUUGAGACUACAAUUCCCAUCAUCCCUGACCACUGGUCCUGCUAGCUAGGGAUCAUGGGAGUUGUAGGCCAAAAACAUCUGGAGGGCCAAGGUUGAGGAAGCCUGGCUUAAGCAGAGAUUUUGGGGAGCAGAGGCAGAUUUAGGCGAGUGCAGCUGGUUCGCCCAGACUGGGCGCAAAGCCAAGAGGGUGCUGCAGGGGGCGCCGCAACAAUGAUGUAGAACAGAAGCUGAAAGGCAGGGUGUGCGUGUUGAAUUUUGGUGAAGGACAGCUAGGGCUAACCCGGUGCAGCUGGUUUAAAAGGAGUUACCAUGCAGCAGCAACAGGAUGUCCAAACCCAGAGAGGCAGAUGUGGCCCAUCAGAUAUCCUGGCUCAGGGAAGUGAGGAAGGAAGUAGCGCCUAGUCUUCCAUGGUACCAACCUUUGGUUUCCUCAGAUGCUCUCUUCAUAGGUUCCUCCCUUGAGUUUGCUAAUUCCUGGCAUUGUUGCUUCACUUCCGGUAUUUUUUUCUUACUAGUGGACGCCAGUGGUGUGUGUGAGUCAUGGGCUGGCUCAUAGCUGCAUGGUCAGAUGCAGGGGGUUCUUCUGCGGCAGCUGUCUUUCCUCACACUAUUCUACCAUUGAUGGCUGUGGACACACUUGGUUUCCAAGAGCCAUUGGCCAUUCCCUGGGUUUGAUGGGAGUUGGAGUCCAGUGACUUAUGGAGGGCCACAUCUGUGCCCUAUCCGCUUUCUGGCUUUGCUUAUCCUAUCUGCUGCCCAGUCCUGCAAAUCAUGCCUUAAGACAAGAACAUUAUACGUCUCUGACAGUUUAAGACAGGGAUUCCCAACCUUCUUUUUUAAAAAAUAAAUAAAUCUGGUGCUGCAUGUAGAACUCUAAUAAACUUGUGGGCAUCAGAAAUACCUAUGUUGCAGAAGAAAAGUGGGUGAUGCUCAGACAAAACAAACAGACACAGACUGAAAGAAGACUCCAACAGCCCCCCCACAACUGAACAACAGGUAAAAAGGUAAAGGACCCCUGGAUGGUUAAGUCCAGUCAAAGGUGACUAGGGGGUUGUGGAGCUCAUCUCGCUUUCAGGCUGAGGGAGCCGGCGUUUGUCCACAGACAGCUUUCCGGGUCAUGUGGCCAGCAUGACUAAACCACUUCUGGUGCGGUGGGACACCGUGACAAGUGCCAGAGCACACAGAAGCAGUGUUUACCUUCCUGCCGCAAUGGUACCAAUUUAUCUACUUGCACUGGUGUGCUUUUGAACUGCUAGGCUGGCAGGAGUUGGGACAGAGCAAUGGGAGCUCACUCUGUUGCACGGAUUUGAACCAGCAACCUUCCGCUUAGCAAGCCCAAGAGGCUCAGUGGUUCAGACCACAGUGCCACCCACUCCCCCACAACAACAACCCCCACAAGUUCUAAAACCUCAUUUUUAAAGAAUAACAACAUUGGGAUGAGAGUGGAUUAUUGGGGGUUUCAGCGAGGUGUUUGAAUUUCCCAUGGUAUCCAUCGCUGUCUCAAUGGGGACUCUUGGUUUAAGAACUUCUUGUGCCAAUAUCUCAGAAUGGCUUGAUAAGGGUUUGUAUCUUAAGUGUGUAAAGCCAGCAAGGAACAGUGGUUCUAAAAACAAAUUAUGCCCUGUAGGUAAUUAAGUCAGGCCUCAUCUAAGCACUUAAAAAGAUCCCUGUUAUAUCAGGUCAAAGGCCUAAGACAAGUGGUGCAGCAUCCUGCUCUUACAGAAAUGCGAGCAGGACCUGAGCACACCCUCCUUAUUUCUAGAAACUGCUAUUUAGGGAUACACUGCCACCUUCUGCAUGAGCAUAGUUAACAGCAAAUGAUUGUGCUUGUUUGAUGCUGUGCAUGGGACUAAGCAAAAGAGUUGGCCAAGAAGGAGAGCCACUAGGAGUCAGUUUAGUCCUGCAGCUAGAUCAGUUACAGAAAUGGCUUAACUGUAGGUGAGUGUCCCUGGGUAAUCCACUGCCUCUUGGCCAAAUUAUCCAAUUUGUACAGUAGGACUGACAGGUAAAGGUAAAAUUAUUACAUGUUCUGCAUUGUUGAUGUCCGAGCAAUCUACACAAAUGACACCUAACAAGUAGCGUUUUACAAACAAUAAAAGAUGCAUGAAUCUGUUUACUUCAUGGGUGUUGCUAUGAGCCCCAACACAAGUCAGUUGACUUCCUGGGUAGUCUAGGGUGGGGGAGAUGGGCAACCAACUGUUCUUCCUAAAAAUAGAUAGUGGGGUUGGGACUCUUGUUGUUGUGGCUCUUUGAGGAAGUGCUUCUGCCACACCUGCUCCAGUAAAGGAGAUGUCAGCAGGAGUGUAGAGACCCAAACAUGUGUGUUCUCAUUCCCAAAAGAUAGGCAGAGGAUAUCAACUAAAGCCCUGGCUUGCUCUUGGGCCUUUAACAGCAAAAAUCAACAGAAGCAGCUAUUCACAGCGUGAAUAUAAGCAUUAGCAGGAGACAAUGUCUGCAGUUCAAGCUGUUGUUAAUACACAUAGCUUGAUAUAAAGUAGGGCUGUUAUUCCAGGUUUGGCUGAGUUCUAUUGUUGUUUUAUUUUUGUGCUGGUUUCACAGGGCUCAUCCACAUUUCUGUUUGGUCUGUGACUUCUUGUUCCAUCACUUUCCCUGGGAAAACCCACUGCUGAUUGCUGGAAAUGUCAAUUGGGUUUUCUGCAGAUUGACGGUUGAUGGGUCAAGACUGAUGGGACAAGAGAAAACCCUCUUGGACCCAUGACUAGAAAGCGCAGGGCAAACGGAAGUGCGGAUGAACCCAUAAGCUUGCAAAGUAGAUAGCAUGAUAUUUUAUACUGGGAGAUGGAUAUUGCAAAUGGUUUUUAUUUGUAUCUUGAUUUGUAUUUUAUACAUGUCUUGAGUUGCUUUGUGGGGCCAAAAAGGCAGUUUUGAAUCUGUAAAUCCUUUAAAAUAUUCAGAAGAUGUGAACUGUAGCCCACAAAAUUCAUAUGGGGAAGCGUUAUAGCUUAGCGCUUGGCCUGAUGGCUCUCUGAGGGGAAAGGCUGUGGCUCAGUGGUAGAGCUUAUUCUCUGCAUGUCAGAGUUCAGUCCUUGGUGUCUUGGGUUGGGACACGAAAAUUUUUUGCCUGAAACCCUGGAGAGCCUCUGUCAGUCUGUAUUGAUAAUAAGGAGCAAUCUAGUGCCCUCCAAAUGUUUUGGGCUACAGUUCCUAUUGGCUUGCAGCCAGUAGGACCAAAUGUCAGGGAUAGGUAAAGGUAAAGGGACCCCUGACCAUUAGGUCCAGUUGUGACCGACUCUGGGGUUGCGGCGCUCAUCUCGCUUUAUUGGCUGAGGGAGCCAGUGUACAGCUUCCAGGUCAUUUGGCCAGCAUGACUAAGCUGCUUCUGGCGAACCAGAGCAGCGCACGGAAACGCCGUUUACCUUCCCGCCGGAGCGGUACCUAUUUAUCUACUUGCACUUUGAUGUGCUUUUGAACUGCUAGGUUGGCAGGAGCAGGGACCGAGCAGCGGAAGCUCACCCCAUCGCGGGGAUUCGAACCACCGACCUUCUGAUUGGCAAGUCCUAGGCUCUGUGGUUUAACCCACAGCACCACCAGAUUAAGAACGGUCAGAAAAAGACUGGGAAAAUGUAUCCAAAGGCUCAUCUGUAAGUGGCUAUGAAACAAGAUGAAUGGAAACUGGGAGCUGUUCCCAGCAAUGUUUACUUUGGGCUAAUGGGUGCUUCCUAUGAAGCUGAGCCCUCUGGGUCCUCUGACAAUAGAACUUUUUCAUAGCAGAAUAACUUCCUUUUUCAGUGGCUGAAAAUUGUGCUGCAGAUUGACCUGUCCUGACUCUUCUUUCCUGCACUUGCUAUUUGCAUUAAGAAGAAGGAGGCACAUUGCAGCUGCAGUUGGUUGUUCAAACUAAAUGGAGAAACCCUUCUUUUUAAGGACUGGGUGAAGUUGCCUAGUUUUGGUGGGUACCGCAAGGUUCACCUGGCUGUCCUCUCUUAAGAUUCCUCCCUGCCCCCUUUGGUUAGAGAGCAGGGCUUUACUCAUGUUCUGGACACAAAGUAGAAGCUCUUUCUGCAGUGAAAGACUUCUGUGCCUUAGAAUCCUCUCCCCCAAGUGGAUCUGCAAAGUCACUUCCUUGCUUGUGUUUAAUGUCAUGGGAAAGUCUUUGGUUUACUGUAGCUUUUCCUUUUUAUUGGAAACUCAGAAUCUAAUAAGUUCCUGCUGCUGUUUUGUAUUAAUAGAAUCCUUCAACAUUGGUAGUUUUAGCUGUUUUAAUGGUAUUACUGUUUAUGUUAGUCUCUUUCUGUGCUUCAUUUUACAUAAAAGUGACUUUUAUUUAUUUGUUUACUUACGUACUUGCAGCAUUUAUACCCUGCCCUUUAGCCAGAAAGGUGUGGAUUAGGGGGGAAAGCAGUCAAAUAAGACAAUCCCUGCCCUCAGGCUCACAAUCCAGAAAGACAUGACAGGUGAGGAGAAAGGAAUAGGAGGGAGGAAGCAAGCCCAAGCGACAGUUCUUAAAGUUACAGACAAGGUUCAGGUUGCCUAGCCCUUGAUCAAGAGCAGCCCCUCCUCAAAGCACUCCCCCAGCCCCAAAAUCAGGAAUCAGAAGCAGAGCUGUUGACAGAAUUUGGGCCAGGAGGGCUGGGCAUUUCCUGCCAUACAGUUCUACCCCCAGAGAGAUACAUAUGUUUCAUAAAUAAAUGAUCAGCUAACACAUUCCCAGCAUGGUAGCAUAUGCCAUCCCAUCAUUGCAGCCGACUGUGGGUUGCUUUGAUUGCUGCCCCAGGCACCAAGGCCUCCUAAGAUGGAUGUUUCCUUGCUGUUUUCAUACCUGAGACACAGGUUAUCUAAAAUUAGAUAACACGCUUCACCCUCGCCUUCAGAAACAUGCAGAUAUACUUUCUCAGUCUGUUUCUAGAAUAAUGGGCUGGCAGUCCCCUUGCAACUAUGAGACAGCCCAGGGCUGACAUCCCACCUCCCCUUUGCCCAGCCAAACAGGUUUCAGAUAUAAGAUUGUGCCUUCUAAGCAGUGGUGAUGCAAACUGUGAUAAGUACUGUGGGAGGCAGUGGAAGACAGGAGUGCCUGGCAUGCUGUGGUCCAUGGGGUCAUGUAAAGUCAGACACUACUAAACAACAACAACAAAAUGUAGAGAGGAAGGGGAUUCAGAUUCCCUUCCUCCACUAGAGGAGAAACUUCUAGCCCACACCCCGUGUGCUUGUUAGCUGUAGUGUAGGUUGCAUCAGGAACUUCCAAGGCAUUCUUAACACCUCCACCACCCCGCUGCUGCCAUUGUCCAUGCAAUAAGAGAGAGGGGUGGGCUCAAACUAUCCCAAGAGGCAUGGGAUGGGUGGCCACUUCAUUUUUAUCCCCAAAGCUCACAUCAACCCCUCGUGUAGUGCAUGGCUGUUGCCUUUACAUACAGUUUGAGGAUAACACCUAUUAACGGUGGUGUGGAGACCUGGAGGCCUUAUGGGAUGUGGGUGGUGCUGUGGUCUAAACCACCGAGCCUCUUGGGCUUGCCAAUGAUUGGCGGUUUGCUCUGUCCCAGCUCCUGCCAACAAACACCGGCUCCCUCGGCCUGAAAGAGAGAUGAGCACUGCACCCCACAGUCACUUUUGACUGAACUUAACCAUCCAGGGGUCCUUUACCUUUACCUUUUUUUAGAGACCUUGAGUGUAACUGAUCUGUAGAAUAUGCAACCUGAAGAAAGAGACAAUGAUGUGCUUUAGUUAACGAGGAACACACACACACACACACACACACACACACACACAAACGGCUACAGUUCUGGAAGUGCCUGGGGCAACUUUCACUUCUACCAGAAACUCAGUGGAUGGCUUGAAGCAAGCUGUUAUCUCCCAGCUGCCAGUCCCCACUAUCUGCAAAACAAGGAUAGCAAUGCUGGCCUUUACACACAGUGUGGUUGUAAGGGUUACACAAAACAUGUGAGAAGCGUUUACCAGGCUCAGAAGUUGCAUACAUAACAAAUGUGGAAGAGUAUUAUUAGGUGCAGGGCUGGAAUGUGUUUCAGAUUCCUGGGUGAUGUUCUUAGGUGUCAGUGCAAAUUUCUAAGUGUCUCAGCAUGCUGAGUCCAUUGGAUUUUCCCAGUCCUAAUUGUUGGUUUGGGUUAAUUUCAUGAAAAGGCAUCCUAGCACUGUUCAUCUGGUAUGUUUAUGGUAGUUUUACAACUUAAGCCAAUGACAUCUCCAACUCCAGUAAGGUAAAGGUAUAGGGACCCCUGACCAUUAGGUCCAGUCGUGACCGACUCUGGGGUUGCGGCGCUCAUCUCGCUUUAUUGGCCAAGGGAGCCAUUGUACAGCUUCCGGGUCAUGUGGCCAGCAGGACUAAGCCGCUUCUGGCGAACCAGAGCAGCACAUGGAAAUGUCGUUUACCUUCCCGCCGGAGCGGUACCUGUUUAUCUACUUGCACUUUGAUGUGCUUUCGAACUGCUAGGUUGGCAGGAGCAGUGACCGAGCAAUGGGAGCUCACCCCGUAGUGCUUGACAAUUUAAGGAGCAGCAAAUCCUGGAAACUGCCCUAAGAACAUAUGAAGAGCUUUGCUGGAUCAAGCCAGCGGCCCAUCUCCUCUAGCAAUCACAGUGGCCAUUCCAGGAGAAGCCCACAAGCGGGAUCCAAGCACUACAGUGGUUUCUAGCAAGUGGUAUACACAGUGUGGAUGAAAAAGAGAGUGGCUGGAAACACAGACCUGCCCACUGCUGGCAGCCCACAUUGGGCUUGUUCCUUCAUCUUGCUGCAUGUCUCCAACCCAUGGGCUGCAGCCCACACAUAAAUGUACAGCAGCGUUUCUCAAACUUGGCCCUCCAGCUGUUGUCAGACUACAACUCCCAUCAUCCCUACUGGUCCUGCUAGCUAGGGAUGAUGGGAGUUGUAGUCCAGCAACAGCAGGAGGCACAAGUUUGAGAAAUAAUACACUGAUGUACACACACCCUUAGGGGACGCGGGUGGCGCUGUGGUCUAAACCACUGAGCCUCUUGGGCUUGUGGAUCAGAAGGUUGGCAGUUCGAAUCUCUGCGACAGGGUGAGCGCCCGUUGCUCAGUGCCAGCUCCUGCCAACCUAGAAGUUCGAAAGCACGCCAAACAGUGCAAGUAGAUAAAUAGGUACCUCUCCGGCGGGAAGGUAAAUGGCAUUUCCGUGCGCUGCUCUGGUUUCCAGAAGCGGCUUAGUCAUGCUGGCCACAUGACCCAGAAAAACGCGGCUCCCUCCUGUAAAGCGAGAUGAGCGACUCGACUUAACUGUCAGGGGUCCUUUACCUUUUUACACAAACCCUUACACACAUUGCAACUGUGAUGAACUCAAGGCGCCUGCUUAGUGCCAUACUAGUGCAUCCUGGCCCCCUGGUUAGGUAGAAGCUGUAGGUGUGUGAGUGGUGGCUGUGGGAACCAGGCCUGGGGCAAAGUAUGUGAGUGAGUGAGUGUAGCUUGGAAGUGGAAAGAGAGAGGCAGAAGGGAAGAUCAGGUGCCCAACAGAGGGAGCCUUGCAUUCUUUAGACUGCUAGCCUGACAUAAUAUUUGUUCCAGAUUGCUCAAGGCAAUUACUUGGUUGAGAAAGUUUACCUACUCGAAGGUCACACAGUGAGCUUGGUUGCUGGAAAAAUAUUUAAGCCCAGUGCCGCCGCCCCCACAACCCACCUUGUCGGGAUUGGCUUUCUUUUUCUUGUCUUGAACUUAAGGCGUUCUUUCUGAGCAGCUCAGUGAACAGGGAGCAACCCUGUUGGUUAUGGAGAAGCGAGUCGCACGUGCAACGCCUCCCUUGUGCAAAAAGGCUUGGGGCGGGGCGUCUUUGAUCCGGAGAGGGUCUCCCGGAGGCAGCUUUCCUCCGGUCCGCUGCUUCUGCUGCUUUUUUGUAACAGUUCCUGGAUUGGGGUGGGUGGAAAGGCGCCUCCGAAUACUUUAUUUGCAAAUAAAGAAGCCUCGGCCGAGCCGGCUCUUUGCAAGGCAAGGGCGUGCCUCCUUUUUUUUUUCUUUUUUGCUUUCCUCCAAAUGUAUUUUACAGGUUUGGCCAGUUCGGCCCCCUAGGCGCCUCAUUGGGCGGUUGAUCAGCAGCUGACUGGGGAAGGAGGGAGGAGAGAGAGAGAGAGAGAGAGUGUGAGAAGGAGAGAAAGAAGGAAAGCAAGCCAGCGAGCAGGAGGGAACUCGGCUGGGAUGGCGAGGGAAGAGGAGAGUUACUAUGGCAAGCAUGGUAAGGCCGCCGAGCUGCCACCCCUGAGCCCUGCGAGGAGGAAGGGAGUGCGGGCAGCAGGUGGCCACGCGCAGCCCCGCUAAGGGGGCUUCGGCGUCCACCAUCGGGAAGCUGCAAACCCUCGAGGCGGGGCUGGGCCUUGGGGCGCAAGGCAGCUCGGCCUUGGCGGCGUCUCCCCGAGGUGCCCCAAAGCGCGAGCUGCGCCAGAUGCUGUUUGUGCAACCCGGGUUGGAGCGCGCACCGCCGUCCCUCCCGUCUAAGACCGGCCACCCAGCAAGUCCAAAUUCUGGGCAGAAAGAGGCAGCUGGCGCCAAACGCGUCGGUUCAAUCAAUGGGGCAGGGGGAGGGGGAACUAGUUCAGCUACCGAAUAAAUAAUAAUAAUUCCAGUGGGUGCGGGGAGGGCGCGAAGAAGGGAAGAGCCCCUUCCUCUCCUCUCGGGCUAGGGACGCCCCCAAUGCGCCUCCGGGCAAUUUUAAGUCCUUGCUGGUGCAGUUUCUUUCUGCGCCUCUGGAGUGGAGGUUAGGAAACGGGCUUACUAAAAAUACUACUCCCGCUGAUCCACGCGUCCUCCCGGCCGUGGGUGCGCGCCUCUUACGGCGGGGCGCACCACCGGGCGCUCAGUUCCGCGUAACCUUAAACCGGAUUGCUAUCCCCAGCGGGGCUGCGAAGCUGCUCUGGAACGCAGGCGCCUUCUGGGAGUCCGGGGGGAGCGCAGUAGCCGGGGAGGAAUGUCGGCGAGCCGCCGCCUCCCCUGCCGAAAACGCGCGCCCGGUCUAAGCAGAGAAACUUGCGAGUUCCGGAAAGAAUGCUUCCAAAACUACGCGCCGCUGUUCUCUCUUUGCGCACUCCCAGCAGAAGGGAUGUGUAGGGGGCAGCCAGGGGUUAGCUAUGGGGAAGGGAACCAGGAUGUCCCUGCAAGGCUAAAGAACUACAAACUGUUGGCCGUGUACUGUAUGUAUACAUAUGUGUGUGUGUGUGUGUGUGUGUGUAUAUAUAUAUAUAUAUACACACACACACACACACACGUAGCCGUGUUGGUCUGCCUUAGUCGAAACAAAAUAAAAAAAAUUCCUUCCAGUAGCACCUUAGAGACCAACUAAAUUUGUUACUGGUAUGAGCUUUCGUAUCUUAAGAAGUGUGCAUGUACACAAAAGCUCAUACCAAUAACAAACUUAGUUGGUCUCUAAGGUACUACUGGAAGGAUUUUUUUUAUUUUAUAUAAUAAUAAUAAUAUAAUAAUAAUAAUAAUUUAUUAUUUAUACCCCGCCCAUUUGGCUGAGUUUCCCCAGCCACUCUGGGCGGCUUCCAAUCAAGUGUUAAAAACAAUACAACAUUAAAUAUUAAAAACUUCCCUAAACAGGGCUGCCUUCAGAUGUCUUUUAAAGAGAAGAUAGCUGCUUAUUUCCUUCAUAUCUGAAGGGAGGGCGUUCCACAGGGCAGGCGACACUACUGAGAAGGCCCUCUGUCUGGUUCCCUGUAACCUCACUUCUCGCAAUGAGGGAACUGCCAGAAGGCCCUUGGCGCUGGAUCUCAAUGUCUGGGCUGAACGAUGGGGGUGGAGAUGCUCCUUCAGGUAUACAGGACCGAGGCCGUUUAGGGCUUUAAAGGUCAGCACCAACACUUUGAAUUGUGCUCGGAAACGUACUGGGAGCCAAUGCAGAUCUCUCAGAACUGGUGUUACGUGGUCCCGGCGGCCACUCCCAGUCACCAGUCUAGCUGCCGCAUUCUGGAUUAAUUGCAGUUUCCGGGUCACCUUCAAAGGUAGCCCCACGUAGAGCGCGUUGCAGUAGUCCAAGCGGAAGAUAACUAGAGCAUGCACCACUCUGGCGAGACACAAUAUGUAUAUAUACACAAACCCACACAGUCACCAGCCCCUUUGCUUAUCCCAACUCCCUCCUCUGGCUGAUGUACUCCUGGCUAAUAAUAAUAAUAAUAAUAAUAAUGUAAUAAUAAUACUGGAGUGGGGAGGGAAUUCAGCACUUAAACGGCAACCAUUUUUCCAUAGGCACCUGGAACAAAGUAUCCUGAUAGUAGCAAUAAAGUCUCCCCCUUCACAUGUUCUCUGGGAAUUGCCCAUGGAGAAACAGUGACAGUGUUGUUUGUUUGUUUGUUUGUUGUUUACUUUUAUAUAUAACACCUUUUCUCCCAAGGAGGUAAUUGGGACUGCAGCAAUCAAUUCAUUGGCCAGAUUAAUUAAUUGGAACAUUUAAAACAACUUUAAAAAGUGCCCCAGAUGAACUGAGCAGCAGGUUUAAAUAUAUGUCCAUGCUUAUAAAAUUGACAGGUGACUUUUGCGUAUCUUGAAAGAGGCAGAUUCUGCCUUUUCUCACACCCAGGAGAAAUCUCUUUUCUGAUACCUCUGUGGCAAAUGCAUGCCUCAUCUGAAAACAAAGUGUUCUGCAUCAGAAAUAUUGAAGGGCGUUUCCUCCCUAACACUGAACCAUUUUCUUGAGCAUUUGUCCCCCAAGAUAAAGCACAGUCUUUAAGCCUGGCUGAUGGUGUUAGAUGUCCAUCAGAAUAAUCUCCUGCUCACCCCAAAUGUCUAAUAGAAUAUUUUGUACUCUCUUCUCCACAACAUAGCCGAGGACGUUGUGCUUUAUCUUAGCCUUAUCUUACCACCAAACCCUUAGUAUAAAGUUAUUUUCCAUGGGAUUACUUCCAUACUAGCCCUUGUGCUGAAUUCAUUUGUUCAUCCAGACUACAUUGUUGCAAGUGAAUUUAAUUCAUUUUAGCUGUUGGUUUUAAUUAUAUUUUGAUUUCUUAAAAAAAAACAACCAUUUUUAACUUUGCCUUAAUUUUUGUCAACCGUUUUUCUGCUUGUGAGUAGGCGGAAAGUAAUUUUGUUAAAUAAAUAAAAUAAUAAAAUAAAAUAAAUAUUGGCUACCUGGGGAGACUUCAAGUACCGACCGGUAAGUCUUCCAGGACUUCUUUUACCACAUUAUGGCUACUAUGUGGGGGCAAAGAUGCUGAAGUGGAAGCGACUUUUUCUUCUGGACAUACUUCGGAACUCAAGUCUAUUUGAUUACCCUUGGCAAUCAUCCCACCAGAAGUUAAAUGAGCAGAUCACUCAUCAGUCUCCAACCCGCCUUUCCUAACAGGGAAAAUUGGAUAUCUUCCAGUCUUCCCUUCACUGGCUGAGAGUGGUGCCAGUCCAUAAUUCCUUUGUGGCUCAUGCUAAGAUCAGCCCCAGGCUAAUUUUGUGCCACACUUGUAUUCUGUAUGAAACCUUGAAUCGGGGUGGAAGGAAUGACUAGUGGCUGUAGUUCUCAGGGAUGUGCCCAACUUCCUUUCUGCAAAGUCCCCCAAACUCCCCUGAAAUAGAACGGCCGUUUUGAAAUGCAAAGCUGAAGUGGAAAACUGUGUGUCCCUUUCUGCCUCUCCCUGAAACCUGUGUUUUCUUGGAGACCUGUGGAAAUGGAGUUUUCCACCCAGGACAGGAGGAGGUGUAUAUGCAAAGCCACAUAUAAUGGGAACCGAACCAAGAAUUUCCUCCAGCAUGGAGAGGAUGCAUUUGCUGGAACUGCAUUGGCAGUGAAUACUCUGGCAGAAUGAAACAAGAGAGUUGUUGAAAGAAAUCAAUAGAACAGUUGAAUAUCUGACCUUACCUCUAGCCCUGGUGUCUCCAGUCAUUUUCCUGGGAUGCUCGUAUUGUAUUUUGCCCAAUAUUACAUAUAAGGAAGCCAUUCUAAGCAAAGGGCAGCGUUCACAGUUGCCCAGCUAAAGUGGCGAGUUAAGGCUGCUUCAGGAAAUGAUAUCAGUUGUCCAUAGGGGUUGCUUUUAAUUGAAAUUUGAGGAAUAUCCAAACCCAAUCCCCACUUGAAAAGAAUCAUAAGGAUGUGUGUUGUGAAAAACCAUACUGCAUUUUAUUUGCAUUCUAAAGUAAUACCUGAUUUAAGAAUCUUGAACAAUGAACUUCAGCUUACUCAGAAUUUCCCCCUUUUGAGUCAGGGUGGGUGGGGGACAUGAUGCCAUUUUAGAGGGUGUAAAAUUAGGCUGGCAAGACUCCCAUCUCUAUUUGCAGCAGGGCCUUUGCAAAGGGGAGGCAAUAGUAGUGAUGACAGAGGAGGCCUGUACCUACUGAAAGUGCAACUGGGAGUAAAAAAAGAUGUUGCCUUUACCACCAGCCUGUCUGUUUCUCCUGGAACCUCAGGGCUGUCGUGCAGAUGCACUUUAUAGCAGAGAAUAAUAUCUGAGGUUUUGCAAUGAUUCCAGGGCUUUUCGGCCGGGGAGUCUAUGCUGGUAUAGAGAAAAGUAUUUUGCUUCAUUGGUUGGUGUCUAACCAGAGAAAUCUUAUUUGGUGAAUGGGAGGCAUUGCAGCCUGUGGAUGAAAGGAGUGACUGUUUGCUGGGCUGGGAAAGUUCAGUUGGGGUGAAGGAGGUGGGGAUCACUCCAGUUUCUAAAUUGAGAGGUGCUCCAGUCUGCACCAGAAGGCAUACCUAGAAGAUGAGCUUGCCAUUAACCCAUGAUGUGUGAAGGCUUGUGGUUUUGGCUUUCCAGUGUGGAAGAGGAACUCUGCACAUGAGGAGAGGCCUUCUCUUCCUUACCAUUACUUCAUUUAUCACUUGCCCCCAAACCCAUACGAUAGGGUAGGUUAUACAUUUAAAUAAAUGAAUAAAAAUGUGUUCUGGAGGAUAGCUAUCGAAGACCAUUUCCUGGCUAAACACAGAUUAAGGUGUAGUUCUGAUGAGAAUCCCUCGUUGAGAGAUAUUUGUGUGUGUUUCUCUCUCUGAAAAUUUCCAGUAACAGCCUGGAACCACCAGCAGAGAACCUGUUCUGCAGCUAUUCCUGGGAUUAUUCACUUGCUUAGCUUUGAAACACAGACUCCCUGCUUCACCUACUCCUUUGUCUAUCUGUGUAGGAGCGUAUCCUAAGUGGCUUACUCUUCUCCAAAUUUGCAAAGAAUUUUGCUGCUUCUGUGUAGGAGGAGAUUCCCCCAUUUCCCUUCCUGCUUCUGGUGCGCAGUGACAGGGCAUCCCCAUAGCUAUUGCUUUGCUUUUGGCUGGGAUGAUUCCUCUCCCUCUUUUUACCCUCCCUGUCGGUUAACCAAGAGGGAGGGAGAGGAGCUUAUAGGGUGACUCAGUGCAAUAGACUAGCUGGGCGCAGGGUGUAUGCCUUAGACUUUCAGGCUGUUUGGGACUGGACUAUAGCAACUGCUGAGGGUCCCGAGGCAACGGAGGGGAGAGAAAUGAGAGAGCUCAGACCAGGGGUCAGCAAACUUUUUCAGUAGGGGGCCAGUCCACUCUCCCUCAGACCUUGUGGGGGGCCAGACUAUAUUGGGGGGGGGAAUGAACAAAUUCCCAUGCCCCACAAAUAACCUAGAGAUGCAUAUUAAAUAAAAGGACACAUUCUACUCAUGUAAAAGCACACUGAUUCCCAGACUGUCCACGGGCCGGAUUUAGAAGGUGAUUGGGCCGGAUCCGGCCCCCGGGCCUUAGUUUGCCUAAUUAUGGCUUAGACUGACAAAUCGAAUUGCAUGGACAUGGGCUGGGGUUUGUAUGGAAAGGCUCUUAUUUAUUAUUGAUUUAUUUCAUAAAAGGCAUUACGCCACCUGAUUGUGAAAAACCUCAAAGCGGUUUACAAAAAGAUAAAACAAUGAAAUCAAGGGGAGAAAUAUACAACGGUGUUUUUGGACAAAGUGUGAGCUCUGAAGGUGGUGGAUGAGCAAACUUCACAGAUGAGAGACUGGGGCUAAGUUGUUCCUGGAGGCAAGGGACAGCAGAUGGAAGAAGUUUAGCCCAUCAGUGAGUCUGUGGAAAUUUGUGGUUGGUGGACUGUGUACAAAUUUUUAUUCUACAGAAGGAGGAAUGUUGGCAGCAGCUUUUUUCACCUCUGAUGUACUAAGGUACUAUGAUCUCCACCUGCCACAAUUUCCAUGUCUUACUACAGAAAUAUUCCAGGUUCAGAAGCCCUGCCUUCCUUACUGUCUGGUAUCUGUCCUAGAAUAAUGCAGAAGACUUGACUUCUCUUAUCCAGGUCUUUUGUUCCUUUAAAGUUGCACAGCUGUUAAAAGGUUGAGGUGCCAGGAGAGGAAGUGGUGGUCCAGCUCACUGAAAAGAUGGUUAUCACAUUUGCAAAACCUCAGUGCUGUCCAGGUUCCUGAAAUAAUGAUGUAAUACCCCUCUUCCUCUCACACACUGCUUAGAAGGCAGGGUCCUGUUCAUUUUAGUGGGGCUUCCACCUCAGAACAUCCCAGAAGAUGGAUGUACUUAAAAUAAAUAUAUUUCACAAUUAUCCUGUUCCUGCUUUCUGUAAUUGCUUAACUUAAUACAUAUAUUCUUUCUCUUUCCCCCCCCUAGGGACACCCCAAAAAUAUGACCCAACUUUCAAAGGCCCCAUAUAUGACAGGUAAGAGCAACCUGUUGGUGAAGGUGUGUGAUGGUGUUUUGCAAAGCGUGUGUGGAAGGGAACACUGCCAGGGGACACUGUCUCUUGUUCUGAAUUGCCGUCACCCCCACCCGCAUUUUGGAAAGUAAGAGCGGCAUGCUGCUGUAUAUGCAAUUCCUGCAACCCUAAGACUCAAAAUACCAAAAUGAAAUGAUUCUGUGCAUAGCUGCUGCAUGGGAUCUGGCAAGCUUUUGUGUCUUGGUGUGUGGAGGUGGCAAAGGGAGGCCAUUCUACCUGUGUACUUCAUGGGAGUCAGGAUGUUCAUGGGAGUCAGGAUGUUCGCAAAGAGACUGGGUGGUUUUCUUGCCUGGACCACUCGGCUUCCAUGGAGUCUCUAAGCUGGGGCUCUUCUUCUCUACGCUCCUCUGCCUUCUGUCAAAGCUUAUUUAUUACCUCUUCAUUGUUGCACAAAUAUAUUUUCUUUUCUUUUUUAUUGCCUGAUGUAGAAUACAAUAUUUAUAGCAUAUAUAAUUGCCGUGUUGACAUAGGCUGCCACAUGGCACACACUGUAAGAGAUUCAAACAUUUUGGGGUGGUAUUGAACUAAGUUUUACUCAUAGUAAACCCACUGAAAUUAGGGAACGUGACUAAGUUAGGUCCAUUAAUUUCAAUAGGUCUAUCUUGAGUAAAACACCCGUUGAAUUAAUGUUUUGCCGAAAUGUCAAAUGGUGUUUAUAAAUUAAUCAAAUAUUUACCUUUUACCUUUACUUUCAUGGACCUACAUGUGAUACGCCACCUUAAGUUGCUCAGUUUAUAAUCAUUAUUGCCUCAUGUUGAUGGAUGUUGUUUUAAAAAUGAGAGAUUUCUGUUCUGCCUGGGAAUAUGAUGGAGGAGCCUUUCAUCAGUUAUGGAAUCGAAGUGCUAGAAUGAUCAAAGGUCAAGAGGCAGGACCAUCUGCCCUCCGACCUCCGACCUCAGAUCAAGCCAUACAAGCACAAUCCAGACCACAGCAGCCUUGUCAGGAGAGAGUCACAGGUGACUUGAGCAAAGGCUUCAAACACACAUUUUCAUCCAGAGGCAAAGAAAUGCCCGAGUGGUGGAACGGAAACACAGCUUUGUGUCAUAAUAUACUAGCCCUUCUCUCUUGUGGCAGAACUGCUCUGAUGGAAACUAAGGGAUUGCAAGAUAUCCUUCAAAAGUAGACUCUGACUUAAACCCAGUGAAGCUGUUUGUUCGCCUAUCUAGAUUUACUUUGUUUGCUUUUUCUGUGUUGGUUUCUUUUGACUUAAAGGACUAGGAGGACUGAGUUUUUACACACACGCACACACACACCCUGCUUUAAGAACCCAUAGCAGAAACUAGCAGCAAAAAGCGUAUACAGAUAUCGCUAAAAACAGGAGCAUGCACCUUUCUCUCCCCCACAAGGUGAGCUUCUCUUCCUGCCUUUGUACUGCAGUUGAAAGGCACUACUUGUUUCCACUUCAGAUAUGAAGUUACUUCAUUUUGCCCCUCCCCCAUGCUUCAGGUGUGCUUUCUAAAACUAUUCAAAUGCUGCUUGUGUCUUUUUACGAUUUGAAAGUAUAUACCAGGGCUAGCGUUGAGGGUCAGUAUCGCUGGGCACUUGCUCAUGCUCCAAAUCUUAUAAUAAAUAAAUACGUUUUUCACUUCCAGUCUCCAGACAUGCAAAGAAGGACCAGAGUUGAUGACAGGAAGCAGCCUCUUUUUAUUGCCUUAUGUUUUCCUUCUUGGUGGCUUGUUUGCAUAGGUUGGGCCCAGAGGAAGAGGUCAAGUGAAUGGGCAGCAGGGACAGGGGCAAGGAGAAGAUGGGCCCCAUUCACAUAGGGAAGGGCCCAUAUUGUCUGAGAGGCCUCCAAAACCUGGAGCCAGUUCUGGUUUAUACUGUCCUUUUGUUUGGUUCCAUUCAGGCUUAUAAAAAUAGAAAUAAAAUACUGAAGCUGCAAAUCUUCAUAGCCAAGAAUUAUAGAAUUGUAGAGCUGGAAGGGAACAUGAGGCUCAACUAGUCCCAACCUCUUUUAAUGCAGGAAUAUUUUGCCCAUUGUGGGGCUUGAACCCAUGUCCCUGACAUUAAGAGUCUCGUGCUCUAUCCUUUUAUUAAAUUUUAUUGUUACCGUUCACAUUAACACACCAUACAGAAAAAGAGAAUAAAUUUCCAUCGCCACCAAAGAAAAAAAGAGAAUUAGUACAUCAACUAGUAACCUUCAAAAUAUAAAAUAAAAUCUUUUUCUACCUACCAGACUUCCCAUCUAUUCCUUAUUACAGAUUCUGUAUUAAUCGUUCACUGCCACUGCAUAACGAGUUUUGUUCAAUCUCAAUAUCCCUUGAUCCAUUCAUUGGUUUUUCCACAUUUUUAACACUGCUACUGAAAUUAUUUGAAAGCUGUGUAUGACCUUAAACUACUACUAUUAUUUUUCAAAUAUAUUUUAAAAACUUCCCAUUUUGAGAUAAAUAACUGUUUUGGUUUAUUUUUUAUCUUUUCUGACAUGCUAUCUAAUUCAGCAUAUUCGGCCAAUUUUCGAAUCCAUUCUAAUCUUGACGGGACUUUAUCGCUUUUCCAGUUUGCCGCAAUGAGAACUCUUGCUGCGACCGUAGCAUAUAAGAAGAUCUCUCUAGCCUUUUUAGGAAUAUCUGAGUCUGUGAUUCCCAAAAGGAAAGCUUCCGGUUUCCUAUUAAAAUAUAUUUUUAACAUUUUUUCCAAUUCUAUGUGGAUAUCCUCCCAAAACACCUUGAUUUCUUUACACUGCCACCACAUAUGGAAUAAAGUACUUGGCUUUUCUUUACAUCUCCAGCAAUUAUUAGAGACAUUUUUGAACAUCUUGGACAAUUUCCAGGGGGUUAAAUACCAACAAUGCUGCAUUUUCAGAAAAUUCUCUCUCAGAGAGUAACAGGCUGUAAAAUUCCAAUUUAUUUUCCACAGGUUUUCCCACUGCUUCAUUGUUAUUGAGUACCCAAAAUCUUGUGACCACUUAGUCAUAGCCGCUGUAACCUCCUCCUCCUUGACUUCCCAGUCAAGGAGGAGUCGGUAUUCUUUAGAAAGUGUUUAAAUUCUGGAAUUCACCAAAUCCGAUUCAAAUCUGGAAGUCUCAGUGGAAUAACCAGUUUUGAAUGUCUCAAAUAAUUCGUGAUAUGGAAACCAAUCAACAAUACACUCUCUUAUUUCCCCAAAGCUUUUUAAUUUCAAUUGGUUAUUAUCCUCCUUUAGGAGUACUUUAUACAUUGGCCAGGGUCCCUGAGUAUUUUUUCUCUUAACCACCUUCACCUCUAUUGGCGAGAUUGGUUCGAUUCAGGGCUUAUAAAAAUAGAAAUAAAAUACUGAAGUUGCAAAUGUGCUGUGGGGAGAGGGGAUCAAGGCAUCAAAGCCACCAGACUGGGGGGAACAGAACAGAAAGCAGAGCAUGACAGUUGUAUUACUCUCAAUCCUUUUGCUUUCUCCUUCAGGGGUUGCACCGAUAUCAUCUGCUGCAUCUUGCUUCUGGUUGCCAUUGUGGGCUACAUCGCUGUGGGAGUCGUGGGUAUGUGUUGUAGAACUCUCCAUCUCCCUUUCUCUGGCUCUAGGCAACAGCUGAGUGUUGCUGGUGACUGGGCAAGUAGAUGUAGGGUUGCCAUAUUUUGAAGAGCAAAAAAAGAGGACACAUUUGCCAAUUUCUUCAUUUAACUACAGAUUACUAUGAUGACACUCAUUUUACAUACCCAUGAAAAAGUAGAAGUGUCCUGGAAAAAGAGGACAUAUGGCAAGAAGGUGCACCAUUAUGAAAACAAGGGUUUUAAGCAAACUCUUUUUUAAGUCUGUGGAAUGCACAUCUUCAUAGCCAUGAAUCAUAGAAUUGUAGAGCUGGAGGGAGUAUGAGGAUCCUCUAGUCCAGCGGUUCUCAACCUGUGGGUCCCCAGAUGUUGUUGGACUACAACUACCAUCAUCCCUAGCUAGCAAGGCCAGAGCUCAGGGAUGAUGGGAGUUGUAGUCCAACAACAUCUGGGGACCCACAAGUUGAGAACCGCUGAUCUAGUCCAACCUCCUUUAAUGCAAGAAUAUUUUGCCCAGUGUGGGGCUCAAACCCACAUCCCUGAGAUUAAGAGUCUUGUGCUCUAUCAACUGAACUACCAGUGAAACAUUCUCUUUUUUUAAACAAAGAAAAUGACAACAGCAAACCAUGGUUCUUAGGAAUCCACAUGAGCUGUGGGACUGAAUGUGAAAGCAUGGUAGGCCAUGAAAUUGCCCUGAUAAUAUCUUAUUGCCUCCUCCCUCUGUCUCUUUUUGGAAGGGUUGCUCAUGUAGAAUAAUGUGGUGAUGGUGCCUGUGCUGAGUGGUGUCUUAGUUGGCCAUACGUUGCCAUUUCUCACCCAGGGCAGAGUCACAUGGGGUGAUAUGUGGAACCCCUUUAAUAUUGUGAGUGGCUGCAUUCAGAUUUGGGAGACUCUUGACAGAGAGGCAGUUUAACACAGUGGGUGGAGACUUGGACUUGGAUUCAAAUACCAAGUCACGGCACAGUCUUGAGCAAAAUACCUUCUUUCGUAGGUUAACAUAGCUCAUAAGCUGAAGGAUGAAAUGUACAUGUGAAUAACAGAGAUAUAAUCAUAGUCCAAAACAGUUGCUGGGGAAACUGGGUGAUGUUGCACAAUGUGGAGGGGAGCACGUUGUCAAGCUCUGGAUUUUUGUCUUUUCAGCAUGGACACAAGGAGACCCCCGGAAGGUGAUCUACCCCACAGAUAGCCGUGGGCAGUUCUGUGGCCAGGCCGGAACCCCCAACGAGUAGGUUUCUUAGAAAAAUCCUUUAUUAUCUGCAUGAGUAUAGCCAAUGAGGCACUUUGUAUUAAGAGAGAAUUUUGCACAUGCACCUUCCCUUUCCGGAUUGCCUUUCCAUGUCAUCCCUUCUGGGUAGAAAAGGGAAAGCUUCGUUUCUUGCAAGGCCUGUUUGUCUUAUUCAUGAGGCAACUCGUUUUCCCCCUUAAUGUGGAAUUCUGGAAUUUUCUGAGGCAUCUAAAGUCCCCCUUGGAAUGUUCUCCUGAGUUGCCACAGUCAGUUGGGGCCAGUUGUGUCACAUGCCAGAUGAAUGUCAGGAAACCCCAAAUAGUGGUACAGUGGUACCUCGGGUUACAUACGCUUCAGAUUGCAGACUCCGCUAACCCAGAAAUAGUACCUCAGGUUAAGAACUUUGCUUCAGGAUGAGAACAGAAAUUGUGUAGCGGCGGCGCAGCGGCAGCAGGAGGCCCCAUUAGCUAAAGUGGUGCUUCAAGUUAAGAACAGUUUCAGGUUAAGAACAAACCUCCAGAACGAAUUAAGUACUUAACCCGAGGUACCACUGUAUUCUAGGCCAGGAAUGAAAAUCUAUGCCUCUACAGCAGUGGUGGGAUCAUUCUGACCCACGGGCCUAAUUAGGCCCAACCGUUCUCUUGCUUUGGUUCACAAGAGUGUUUUGGGUUAGCCACAUCUGACAUCAGAUAUGGGCCCUUUCAAGAGCAAGCUCCUGAUUCUUCCUUUGCAGUCAUGGCUUGAAACACCUGGUGUCAUAUAACACUCCUGAGGUGAUUAGCAGGUGGGCAACCCCACUUGCCCAUCAAAGUAACCCAUGGAGGAUCGACCAUGUUUGAUUCCAGCCUUCUGGCCCAAAGGUGUUCCUCACCCCUACUGUACAGGAAAUCUGGUGGGCCUUUCCUCUGACUCUCCUUGUCACCCUCUCCGAUGAGGUGGCAUUGAAUUCAGUGAGGGAGAGGAAGCCAGAGCAGCGUGAGAGGAUAGAAUAAGGAGAAGUGGCUCCCCCCCGUUACAUAUGAAAUUUCAGGGGCAAUUACAUAAGACAAGGGUGUAUUUCAGCAUUUGCAGACUGCAUUCUCCUCCCGGUAGGCAACCACACUGAGUCUUCAGGCAGCAUGGGUUAGGUGAUGUCACUUCCAGAUAGGCCUGAGCUGUGGCAACUUUCAUUUGAAGAACUGGUGAUGGCUAAGGCUGGUAACCCUUGGCACAUCGCUUUGUCUGUGAUCCCCAAGCAGUGCUGGCUGGUCUGCGUAGAGAAUUCUAACCUGUUCAGAAGUGGUUCAGGAGAGUCUGCUGGCACGAGCGAUCUCCUUCAUCUUCUAGAUCUCCACAGUAUGUCAGACUUGCUGAACUUUGGGUUAAAUCCUUUUUAUUAGUUUUUCAAUAAAAAAAAUCCAAUUAACAUAUCAAAUCAUAAUCCAAUUAAAAUAAAAAACUAAAAUAAAAAAGACCAAAUUAUCAUCCAAAUUCUAAUUAUUAAUUUUUCGGGGCUUCCCAUAGUCUGGACCUUGAAGCAUAUCUCCAAAUCUCAAUCCUGCCUCUCCUCGUUGUUUCCAUAUUUUCCACAUCUCAAUUUUAACGCUUUAAGAUUUGCUGAACUUUUGGGACCUAUCUACUGAUAGAAACAUAUGCUGGCUUGGAUGUUCUUAUGGUCCUUUCUCUGUUUCCAGGAAUAAACCUUUCUUGUUCUACUUCAACAUCGUGAAAUGUGCCAGCCCUUUGGUGCUGUUGGAGUUUCAGUGUCCCACCACACAGGUAAAGUUUCUCUCCUUGUCAAUACCUUUGUCCCAGAGAGGUCAGAAUUGCAAGAGCUUUGCGCUCGUCUGCAUAGGACAAAACUUCAUGGACAACAAGGAAGGUGGAUUGCUUUUGCUCAAUGAUAUCUGGAUAUAGACACGCUGUUGUGUAAUGGUACCCAAUAAAGUGCAUGGGAAGAGAGUCAGAGCAAGGAUGCCUUAUAUCCUCUCUUGGUCACAUUGGGGAAAUGGGAAGGGAGGGCAGGGACUUCAAAGAGCAGCUGCCCAGAGAAAGAAAGAGAGCAGUUUUGAACAAUCUAUCCUGGUUGAAUGGGUGAUGUUUGCCUUUUCUUUGAAGUCCCUGAAGCUGUUUGCUGCCUGCCUCUGAGAGACUUCAGCUUCUCACUAGAACCCCACCACAAGUGGACAUGGAAUCAGUAAAAUUAAAAGGAUGUAAAUCUGUGACCUGUCACAGAGGUUGUGCUCUUCAUGUUGAAACUGCCUCAGUUUAAUGUGAUGCAGGGAUGUAUGAAUGUGUGUGUGUGUGUAGGUCAGAAUAAUAAUAAUAAUAAUAAUAAUAAUAAUAAUUAUUAUUAUUAUUAUUAUUAUUAUUAUUAUUAUAUCUGUAUAUCACCCUUCAUCCAAAGAUCACAGAGUGGUUCACAAGAUUAAAAUGCAAAAUGAGAACUCAAAAUACCUAAUAAGACAAAACCAGAAACAAACCAAUGACCCAGCCUCCCACAAACACAUUUAAAAGGUCACAGAAUUGUUCAUUAGCGAAAGGCCUGGUUAUAGAGAAAUAUUUUAGCCUUGCGCCUAAAGAGAUGUAAUGAAGGUGCUAGGUGAGCCUUCCUGGGGAGAGCGUUCCAAAAGUGCGGAGCCACUGCAGAAAAGGCUCGUUCUCAUGUUGCUGCCCCCUGGACUUUUGCGGAGGAGGCACGCGAAGAAGGGCCUUAGAAGAUGAUCUCAGGGUCCAGGUAGGUUCAUAUGGAGAAAGGCAGUCCUUUAGGUAUUGCAGGCCCUUGAGGCAUUUAAGGCUUUAUAGGUCAAAACCAGCACUUUGAAUUGGGCCCAGAAACCGAUUGGCAGCCAGUGGAGUCGGGCCAGGAUCAGUUUAAUAUGCUCGAACUGUUUUGCCCCGGUGAGCUACCCGGCCACUAAAUUCUGCACCAGAAGAAGUUUCAGGGGCAGCCCCAUGUAUGUGUUGCAGUAAUCUAUUAUUCUCUUGAUUUUACCAUUGCCGUAAUCUUCUUUAGUUCUCCCUUGCUAUCAGAGUAUCAAGUCAGAUACACCCUGGGCUAGGUGUUCCAGACUUUAAUUUGAAUGUGGAAAACUGCUUUAAUUUUUUUUUAAAAAUAAUAUUUAUUAUUUUUCCAAAAACACCAAAAAAAAAAGAAGGAAAAAAAGAAAAAGAAAAACAAUACAAUACAAAACAUCAAAUUAACAAAACAAGACUAAGACAAUAAAAUAAAUCAACCAAUUUCAUUAUCCCAUCUUUCAUUCACUUAUUUCCACGACCUCCUCACACCUCCCUUUUUGUAUUCCACUUCUGUUAAUUAUUUCAGCAAUUCCUUUCCAUCUUCCUCUGUUUUCUAUCCUAUAAUUAUCUUAACUCAUUCUAACCUUAUUUUUUCCCCCUUUAAUACUCUAUUAACCUAUCUGUACUUAAUGCCUUAUAAUAUUUCUACUAAAGCCAUAUAACUUCAUUUCAACAUUUUUCUGACAUUCAUUAAUUUUACAAUAUUUCUGUAGAUUGUCUUUAAACCUUUUCCAGUCUUCUUCCACCAACUCCUCUCCCUGGUCUCGGAUUCUGCCAGUCAUUUCCGCCAGUUCCAUGUAGUCCAUCAACUUCAUCUGCCAUUCUUCCCGGGUGGGCAAAUCUUGUGUCUUCCAAUACUUCACGAUGAGUAUUCUUGCUGCUGUUGUUGCGUAAAUAAAAAAGAUUCUAUCCUUCUUUGGCACCAUUUGGCCGACCAUGCCCGGAAAACUGCUUUAAAAGUCCUGUAUUAAAAGAGAGAUAGUGAAGGCUUGUUUGGUGAAUAAUACAUUGUUACAGAAGCGUGCCGUUAUGUUUCAAGACGCUGUUUAUAAAAAGUCUUCAAAAGACAGCAUGCCUGUUAGGAAUGGGAGGCAUUUACAGUAUUUAUGAAAUGGUCAGGAUAUUCAGGGUUUGACAUGGUUUUCAAUUGAGUGAGGUCUACCGCACUGUAAUGAUUCUCUUUUUUUUAGGUUGUUUUGGUUUUUUCCAGUAUAAGGUUACUUUAAAAUGUGGCAACUGUUAUAGGUAAUAUAAUCAAAAUUAUUUAUAUUGGGGGGAUGUUAUCUUUACCGAGGUGGUUUAGCAAUGCUGUUAUGGGUUCUGGAUCGAUAGAAUAUCCUGCAGUUUUAUUUAUGUGAUCUGAUGUUUGUACCCAGUAAUUCUUUAUAUUUUACGGCAAAUCUGCAUAUGGAAAUAAGACCUCACUCUGUCACAGUUUUCUUGACGCGUUUAGAGUGUGGUGAGGACGUGUGAUGUAGCUUUGUUGGCGGUAAAUACCACCUGCUGUAUAAUUUAGAUGUUAGUUUCUGGAUAAUGAGUGAGGAGGCAGUGAGAAACUUUAUUUACAGAUGCCAAGCACCACUGUAAGUUUGCAUUAGCAUGUGUUAGUAAUCUUCUCUGUUGCUGGAAAUAUAUUAGACUAGGAGCCAAUGCCUUUUACCUGUGGUAGACAUCUGGAAGUGGUCAAUGAUUUGGAAAGAGGUGUUUGAAACUAUCAGUUGAAUUACUCACGUAGUAAUUAACACCAUGGAUAUUAUCAUUUGGUUACAUUGAACAUUUGAUAACUAAAAGGAAGGAAGAACUGGUGUCAAACGUAACUAUUAUGGCCAGAAUAGAUCUAUACCACAAGGUCCACAAUCGAAAGAUGGGUUGAAUAAGGUCUGCAGCACAUAUAUGGUAAAACUCUUGCAUCAGCUCAUUUCAAGAAGACAAGAAAGGCUGGCUGAUCUAAUAAGUUUUGUGUUAAAUUGGAAUUCAUUUGUUCAGUACUCUUUUUCAGAAAAUGUAAAAUGUUUACAGUCUUGAUACAAUGUUAUAGUAUUAUUUAUAUCCUGCCUUUUACCCAGACUUGGGACUAUUGACGAUUCUGUUAUUUUAUGUAUGGUACACAAUUUAUUAUACAAUUCUAGAUCAAAAAAACCACACUGAGAUACCUUUUCAGUCAGUUAAAAGUUGAUCUAACCAAUUCAUUAAUUUAGCACUGCAGUCCUGGUUCAAAUAAAUUAUAUCGUUUGUACAGUAGUUGUCCCUUAAGGAAUCCAUCAUAUAAGGGUUCUCAAGAGAAGACACGAAUAAUUUUCCCCAGUAGCGGGGCCAAGGUUAUGAUGCUAGAUGAAAGAAAAACAAAGGAAUGUGGGGUGGUCCAGGACAACUGCACAUUAGAGGCAAAACAGAGGAAAAUGGGGAAAGGUAACAUUGGGAUGGAGUCAAAAUGAAAGCAUUAGGAAGCAUUACUGUAUUUUAAUAUUUUGUUGGAAGCCACCCAGAGUGGCUGGGGAAGCCCAGCCAGAUGGGCGGGGUAUGUAUGUAUGUAUGUAUGUAUGAAUAAAUAAAUAAAUAAAUAAAGGGUGAAAAAACAAAAUGCCCUAUGUGAACAAAACUGCCAAAUACAGUGGUACCUUGGUUUUCGAACAGCUUAGUUCUUGAACUACUUGGAGCCCGAACACUUCAAACCUGGAAAUGAGUAUUCUGGUUUUCGAACUUUUUUCGGAAGCUGAACGUGCUCUGUUCUGAGUAAAACUUCCAGUUUGAGUUCCACACUUCCGUUUUCCGAGUAAGGGAAGGCAGGCUGGGCAGCAAGCGAGCAGGCACCUGCCACCCUCCAGCGCUGGGUCUCUCCAUCACCACAGCAACCACCCCUUCCUCCAGCUGAGUGAGGGAAGGCUGAACCGGGGUGGCAAGUGAGCAGGCAAGGGUUGUCGCCGCCACCCCUCCGCCUGCUCCUUGCAAGUGGGAGUGGGAUCGGGCUGCUCCUCUACGCAGCGUUGCUGCUUGCACGGGAACAGGAGCUGGAUCGGGGCUGCUCAGCUGGGGAGGUGCAGGCUCCAUCACACUUUCCGUUGAGGGGUUCGCGGCUGCACUCCCCUCAAGGGAGAAGUUUAAAGGAGCCCCUGCACCACCUGUUUUGCAUUACUUUCUCUGGGAAAGCGUGCCUUGGUUUUGGAAUGCUUUGGUUUUGGAACAGACUUCCAGAACCGAUUAAGUUUGAGAACCAAGGUACCACUGUAAUGUAGAGAUUUGUCACUGCUGCUGGGAAUCGGAACCUUGCUAGAUAAGCGGUGUCUGAAUUGAGACACUAAAUUGCUCUUCUUCUUGCGACUGUUUCAGAUCUGUGUUGAAAAGUGCCCAGAUCGGUACCUCACCUACCUGCAGGCCUCAACAGUCGGCGCAGCCAGCGAGGAACUCAAAUACUAUGAGCAAUUUUGUGUCCCAGAAUUUAAAAACCGGAAGAAGGUGAGUGAGCAUUACGGAUGCAUAAUGGCUGGGAACUAGUUCAGACUUAAGGGUGAUCUUCCGUUCUGCUUUUGCCUUUGUUUUACUGGGAGGUUAUCCUCCUUUGGGCAGGAAUAACCUGUUCCUUUUCCCCCUCUCUCAGGCCCUGAGUGCACCUGAAGUUUUGAAAGAUGAUCUGUGCCCAGCCAUGCUCACUCCAAGCAAACCCUGUAAGUCUGUCCGAGGGAGCAAACCAGUGGGGGAAAGCCUAGGGAUUUUAUUAAUAGUUUCUUGAACACCUCAGUAGUCAGUCUUAAUGCAGCUCAAGCUUUCAGUGGCUGUGACUCCCAGCCACUUCCAUUGUCAGAAAGAGCCUCAGCUUAGCCUUUCCACACAAAGACUACCACAAUGGUGACUCCGUUGAGACUUCUUAUCUGGGAGUAUGGGAAUCUGAAAUUUGAAAACAAUAAGCUUCUGAGGAACCAGCCCACUUGUUCUGGGCUAGAGCAGAGCCUCAGACCCAGCAUAUAUUAUCCCCCACUUCAUGCACUAAACAGUUGUUAUCUCUAUUGUUGGCAUGAAGGCCAUAAUCCUCAGAGACCUUGCCAACUCUCCAGGGGGAAAAAUGGCCUGGCUGUUUUUAGUUUCAUUUUAACCUCUGAGCCAGUUGCCAGAGGUUUUUUGGGAUAGAAAGCCAAAAAUUUGGGAUGGCUGUCAGCUUUUUUCUAACAAAGCUAUUCAGUUUCUAUAACUAUUUGAAUGGAAGUAACCAUCAUUUUCACCUUUAGUACACUACAUAUGCACUAGAGCACAAGAUAGUUGACUUCAGACCUUGCACACCAUUUCAGAUAUGGCUGCAAUAAAGACUGUGGGGUUCAUGUGUGUUGUUCCUUUGCUGCUGCCUCCCCCACCAGGCUUUAUUUACCCAAGGUGAGGAAAGGCAGAGCAACCUGGUGAUGUGGCACCCACAGUUGUGGCAAUUGCACUUGCGCCCAUUUCCUUGUGUGGCCCCGCUUCCUGACCUACCACCCGAAUUUUUGAAAUUAAAAUUGGCUACCAUACAUGAUCCCUGAACCCACACCCGAGUAGGUUGGCUCAGUGUGGAUUUUGAAUAUCAAUCCCCUCUCUAAGAAAAUCGAAUUAAUUCUGAAGGAUCAUAAGAAAGCAGAAAUAGAUAUUUGGGUUGGGUAGAAAGGUUAUAUUUUCCCCCAGUGACGUCUGGGAAUACUAGGUCGGGAACUCCUUGCUGGCUCCCCCCACCCCACCCCCAGGGCUUGACUUUGCUUGUGAGCUGCACCCUUUGUGGGGAUGAGGGAGAGCUGUGAGCCAGGCAAGAGGAUUUGAACAUGAAGGACAGCUACAGCUGCACAAGGAGAAAAGGAAGUAAUCUGAUUACACCUGUCCCUCUGAUUCAUUUUGAAUGUCUGUGGCAAAUAAAGCAUCUAUUAAAUCACAACAAAGUUCGAAACAAGUCUUCUGGCUAGUCAUGUGCAUUACAAACACUUGGAUGGGAGAGGCCGAGAGGCCUUGGGGUGCUGAUUACUCAGUGAGUUGUCAGUUAACUCUUGGGUGUUGGGGCAAGGGAUGGAGAUGCAAUGAUCUAUAAAGAGGUCUUGUUCAACACUAAGUAUGCUGACACCAACUCAGUAUAUGCUGAGUGGAGCCCUGGUUCCUAUAGUAGGUUGAGGGAGGUCACUCCAAGCAUCAGAUGAAAUCGCUAAGCAUGCAUAAGGAUUUAGCCAAUUUGCAACCCCCACUUUGCCUCUUCAGUUGCCAAAUCUCACUCUUACCUGCUUGAAAGCAGCUUGGGGUGUGGGUGUGUGUUGUAGUUUUCCUCUCAGCCCGCUGAUUAUAGAGGGUCUUUUAAGCAGAGAACAAGGGGAGGGGGUGCGUACUAGUCUUCCUGCUGCUUAGAUCUCUCUUACAUGUUGCGAUCCUCAGUGGCUCGCAGAUGUCUACCUGCAGUCAGCUCGAAGAAAGGGGUCAUCAUGGUUGGGAACAAGACCACCUUUAAUGACGGAAAAGGACAUGAGAGGAAUGUGACGGAACUUCUGGAAGGGGCCAAGUGAGUCUUAAGUGUGUGUGUUGGGUGGUGAUGAGCAGAAAGGGGCUUUGUAGACCUAGUUAUUCCAAAUUUGACCAAAGAAUACUUUUUGCCGACUUUGCUUAAAUUACUUGUGUUAUUCUGGUUGUUCAGCCUGGUCCCCAGUAAUUUGUAGUUUUCUUGUUCUAGUUCUUUUCAUCACACGUGGCAGAAACUGGGACAUUAGAAAAACCAGGGUUGUGUUGAGACAACAGAUGGGGCUGGCGCGGGUUGUAGAGGAAAAGGUGGGGUAUGUGCUGAGAAGACCCCCAUCUGACUACUCCUCUAAUCUGUUAGGGGAAAUCACAUGCUAUCUUCCACCUUAAAAAUGUAAAGGUAAAGGACCCCUGACUGUUAGGUCCAGUCACAGACAACUCUGAGGUUGUGCACUCAGCUCGCUCUAUAAGCCGAGGGAGCCGGCAUUUGUCUGCAGACAGUUUUUCUGGGUCUUGUGGCCAGCAUGACUAAGCCGCUUCUGGCAAAGCCUAUUUAUCUACUUGCACGUUUAUGUGCCUUUGAACUGCUAGGUUGGCAGGAGCUGGGACCGAGCAAUGGGAGCUCACCCCGUCGCGGGGAUUCGAACUGCCGACCUUCUGAUCGGCAAGCCCAAGAGGCUCAGUGGCUUAGACCACAGCGCCACCCGUGUCCCACCUUACCCUGGCCAAAAAAAAGGCUCCACUUCUUCCAGGAGACUUGCUAUAUUCCGUGUUCUCUGGCAGCUACAAGGAUUUUCCAAUUCCUUUUCUGGGAUGCUGCCAAAGUCCUUCUGGACAGCAUGAUGAAAACGCUUCUCAGGCCUUGAGAUAUAGAACCUUAAUGUGCUGCAUAUAUGGAACUGCCCUCUGCUUGUCAACCAUCCUUCUCCCCAUGCAAAGGGAAAUCCUGUGCUCACAAUUGUUGAGUCUCUCAGCAUAAGUGAAGUUCCUGCAGUGUCAGUGAGCAGUUAGUGCUCUACCUAACACCAGACUCUGCAGCUUUCUUAUCUCAAAUAAAGCUCCCAGUAUGUAUCCGAAUACAAUUCAAAGUGUUGGUGCCGAACUUUAAAGCCCUAAAUGGCCUUGGCCCAGUAUAAAUGAAGGAGCGUCUCCACCAGUGCUGGAUUUAUGUAUAAGCUAAACAAGCUACAGUCAUAACUUGGGUUAUGAACGCUGUGGGUUGCACGUUUUCGGGUUGCGGACCACACUGAACCCGGAAGUACCAGACUUCUGGGUUUCGGCGCUUGUGCAUAUGCAGAAGUGCAAAAUGAUGUCAUGUGCAGAAGUGCCGAAUUGCAUCAUGCGUGUGCGCAGACGCGGCGCUUCAGGCUGCGAACGCUGCGAGUCGCGAACGUGCCUCCCGCACGGAUCACGUUCGCAACCCGAGGUAUGACUGUAUAGCUUAGGGCCACACUCUGUUGGGGCCCCCCAAAAAAAUUAAAGGAAAAAAACCUGGAUGUACAUUUCUUCACCUUUCCUGUGCUUCUCACUUCUUACUUUGAAUUCCAGAAAAGCAAAUGUGGUUCUGGAGGCGAGACAAGUGGCUAUGAAGAUCUUUGAAGAUUACACUGUUUCCUGGUACUGGAUAAUAAUGUAAGCAGAGAACGGAAUAGUUCAGCUAAGGGUGGAAUGAGAAGUCUAAUGGGAGUAGCGAAAAGGAAGCUCUGGCUCUGUUCCAAAGGCAAAGGACCUUUCGGACUUACAGGCCAUCUUAGGAGUUUUUCAAGUUCUGGAAGUCCAGCUGAGCAUUUCACCAUUGUGAAGACCUGUGUCUUCUGCUGUAUUUCCCCCUUGAAAGUAGUGAAAAGGAACACCACAAGAAUCCUUAAGGGCCACCUGGCACUUUUCUCCAUUAUUAAAGAUGGAUAUAUUGAACUGAGACUUGCAACCAGAGGGUUUUUUCAUGAUUGGUUCAAAUCACUGUAUCAGAUUCAGCCCCACAUCCUUCUGUCUCUCUAUAUAUGUAUGUAUGUAUGUAUGUAUGUACUUGUGUGUAUAAUAUAUCACAUCACUGUUCCGAUGGAUUAAGGGGAACAGUCUCAGAGCUGCUUAUAUGGUGUAUCAAAGGCCCGCAGACCAUUCUCUGGGAUUCCUACCCCUUUUUUGCCCAUGCUUAUCUCUUUGGUUCCCUGGUCUCUGCAGUUCUUUGCCUGUCAACUACCUUCUUGCUAAUGGUUCAUAGCCCCUUUUGUCAGCUUUUUAUGACCCAUAAUGAACUUCAAUUCCCUUGAUAUGAUUUGCACUGUUCACCUUCAUUCUGCUACUGAUUCGUUUACCCCAAGUAGUUAAAAUGUUUGUUCAACGCAGCAUCUUCACCCAGUAGCUUGUGAGUUGCUUGGUAGUUCAAGAAUGUCUUGAGAAAUCCCUUGUCUUGAGAAAUCCCUUGUUGUCUUCUAUCUGCAGAGGUCUGGUGAUUUCCAUGGUGGUCAGUCUCAUCUUUAUUGUCCUGCUCCGGUUCCUAGCAGGGAUCAUGGUCUGGGUGAUGAUUGUGCUGGUGAUCCUGGUGCUUGGAUAUGGUGAGUUUGGUUAAGCCCAGGGAUCUGGGCAGGUGGGCUGGAUGCCUACUGGAAUUAAUAAUAAAUAAUAAUAAUAAUAAUAAUAAUAAUAAUAAUAAUAAAUUUAUUACUUAUACCUCACUUCUCUGACUGGGUUGCCCAGUCUGGCAGCUUCCAAGAAAUUAAAACAUCAAACACAGUAAAACAUCAAACAUGAAAAAGCUUCCCUAUAUAGGAUUGCCUUUAUAUAAUUGUUUAUUUUCUUGACAUCUGAUGGAAGGGCAUUCCACAGGAUGGGUGCCACUACUGAGAAGGCCCUCUGCCAGUUUCCCUGUAACUUCACUUCUCACAGUGAAGGAACUGUCACAAGACCCUCAGAGCUGGACCUCAGUGUCUGGGCUGAACGAUGGGAGUGGAGACACUCCUUCAGGUAUACAUUCCCACUAAUGGUCUACCUCAGCACCAUAUGCUUCUUUCCACCCACUCUUGGUGGUGAAAUGUCUCCCUUUCCGCUUGUGGCAGGUGGCACAGCUUGCUUACUGUUACUCAGGUGAGCCUUGCUAGACCUCACUUUGGGAAUCCCCUUACUUGUGACUUUGCUUGUUGGUGCUAGAACUGGGCCUGGGGUAAUGCCAUUGUUUUGGAUCUUUGCCUCAGUUUAGGGGAUGCUCUGAGUGACCUUUAUAGAUCUUGCUGUGCAAAUUAUAAAAUUGUUUCCACUGUGAAUCCAGGGAAGGUGAGCUGAGGAUCAAGUAGAAGUUAGGAAGUUUGAUGUAGCACCGGUCACUUCCACAGUAGCCUCUUCAGUUAUCCUUCCUGUCCCCCUUAUUUUUUUUAUUUUUUUUAAUGUUGCACUUAGAAGUAACUCAUGUCUUGAGGAAGAGGAAGGGAAAGUUGCCCAGGUGAACAACUUAGUUGUAGUUGGAAAAGAUUGCAACAGAGUCUGUAAUUUCUGAAUAGAUGAUAAAACUGUCCCUGCUGCAAGUUAAUUGGUCCUUCUAAUUCUGUGUUAGAAUAUCACUUCAGAAGACCGUUCUCUUUACGUUAUAUUCAGACUGUUGACAUAUUUCCCCUCUCUGCAUGCAAGUAGCAUCUGGUUUUCACAGAACGUGUGUGGACAUGAUGUCAUUAAGCAGUUCAUAAAUGAUGAUUAUUAAUAAGGUCCCCUUCCACCUUUUCAUUCAACUCCCCCUCUACCCACAACCUGGCACCUUGAACUGAACUGAUCUAAAUCCUUUUCAAACUCUGAAUAAUUCUCAUGAACUGUUGCAACAGAAUUGAACACAGGAAGUCAGGUAAAGCCUUGAGGACAAGCCUGGACUGCUCCUUCCCUAAACCUUUGAUAUGACAGGCACUUCUGAACUUGCUUCCCCAUUGGUACGCUUUGCACUCUGGUGUUUAACAGCGGGACAGCUUUCAACCAUUUGGUAUGUUGGAGGUAUUAAGCCAAGGCAGUGGGCAACCGUGUUCACUGCUGCUUUCAUCUUGUAGGAAUCUUUCAUUGCUACAUGGAAUAUGCCCAGCUGAAAGGACAGGCUGGUUCUGAUGUUUCCCUGAAAGAACUUGGGUUCCAGACAGAUCUCCGUGUCUACCUCCAUCUGAAGCAAACCUGGCUGGCCUUCAGUAAGUCUUCUGCUCAGCUGAGCGCUUCACAAUGAGUGUGUCUCCUUGUUAGCCAUGCCCUCCUAUGUGUUGAUGAAAGACCAGGAGGAGGAGAAGGACUUCCUCAGGCCUCUGUGCAGACCCAGGGAUGGGAAGUCUGUAGCCCUUGAGGAAUUGUUGAGCUCAGUCUUGCAUCAUCCCUGACUACUGGCCAUGCUGGUUGAGGCUGAUGCAAGUUGGAGUCCCAACUACAUCAGAAGAGCCAGAUGAUCCCUAAAAGUGACUUGCUCCAAGAACCAUCCAGAGUCACUUGUUUGGUGUUUUACCCUGCUUUGUGGAAUCAGAGCACAGGAGGGCUCAGGUUCCUCUCUCUUGUCUCUCUCUUUCUCUCGCACAUCACCUCUCUGUUUCCUUGCCCAGUGAUCAUCCUAUGCAUUGUGGAGGUUGUCAUCAUUUUACUGCUCAUCUUCUUGCGCAAGAGGAUUCUCAUUGCCAUUGCAUUGAUCAAGGAAGCCAGCAGGUGAGCCUGAUGUGGCAUGUGCCCAAUAGAUCGCCUUGCAAGGGUGCUUUUAUCUCCCCGCCCCGCCCCCCAUCCCUAGUGUUUGCAGAUAUCCAGAGCAGUUUUUUGUUCUGUCUGAUUCUGCUGCUGGGAAAUCUAGCGGGACUAGCCAAAAUCAAAGAGGCAAGAACAGACAGUUCCAGGGUUCAGGGCAACUACCUUCUAACUAGAAAUACUGUACGGUCAUACCUUUGAUCCUGAACGCCCUGGAACUCGUCCAUUUUGGCUCCUGAACACUGCAAACUUGAAGUGAUUGUUCUGGUUUGCAAACGUUCUUUGCAAUGUCCGACGGGGCUUCUGCUGCUUCUGAUUGGCUUCAGGAGCCGCGAUUUGGUUUUCAAAUGUUUUGGAAGUCGAAUGGAUUUUUGGAACGGAUUCUGUUCAACUUCUAAGGUACGACUGUAGUUAAUGAGAAUGUCCAUCUCAGACACAGCCUGACCGGCCACUCCCAGGAGAUCGUUGGGUAAUUGUUUUCUAGUAGAAGUGUUUCAAGUAAAAGUGUGAGAGGAGAGUAGCUGCAGUGAAUCGUCACUUCUAGAUUGGGAUCUGGCAACUCUUCUUGGUGGGACAGGAAGCCAGUCCACAGUGAAGCUAAAGGGAAGUGACAGAGGUCCUUGCCCUGCCUAGACAGAGCUGGGGCCUCGCAACUGACUUGUGUACCUUUUCUUUCUCCUGUCCCCUCUGACAGAGCAAUUGGUCACAUCAUGACAUCCCUGCUGUUCCCUCUCUGCACUUUCUUCCUGGUGUGUCUCUGUAUUGCUUAUUGGGCCAGCACAGCUGUGUAUCCUUACUCAGUUCCCCCCCACCUCCCCUGCUCUCAUGGGAGAAUGGAUUAAGGCGGUAUGGUUGGGUGGGAGGGAGGGAUUCCAGGAAACUGCCUGGUGUUCCAAGUCUGCUUUCAAGCAGGCAAGAAUGGGGCUUAAAUUUCUGCAAAGCUCCUUGACUGCUCCCAGUUUCUUGUCUACCUCCAAUGAAGCUGUCUACAAGGUGUUCAACGAGACAGAGUGCAUUUACGCUAGAACGACCUGCAACCCGGAGGUAAGAAAUCUGAAAUAGUCACUAAUGGAGAUGUCUUCAUUGCAUAAUGGGCAAAAAAGGAUGUGUCCAGAAUUAUUGUCUUGCUUUCUCCAUGGGGCUUCUCUUGAAGGGUCAGCUGGGUGCAGAAUGGAGCAUUCUGCUUCCUGCUGGAAUUGAGGCAGUGCUCCAGGAGUCAUACUGCAGACUUGGCUCAAAUACUCUGAACAGGCUUUCAUUCCCAAAUGCUUUCUCCUCCCCUGCCGGACUGCUCAAAAAUCUGCCGAGGGUCUUAAUUAUUUUUCUCCCUAUUGUAGCAAUUGUAAUGUGGUGUGCUAUGUGCCAUGUGAUCUUUAAUUGCAUUUGCAUUGCUGCUUUUAUUUCUUACAAAUUAAGAAAUCUCAUAAACUCGAUAAUGAAUUCAGAUUGUAAUAAAGUAUGGGAAAUAAAAGAAGCAGUAAAAAUGCCAUUAAAAAAUGAUACAAAUGUUCACUCACAAGUCCACAGACACACUGUGGGUCACCUGAAUAAAGCUUGCAGACCACAGGUCAGGAACUUCUGUUGUAGAAAGCUUAAAUUCUGAGUGGCCCAUGGAGGCUGUGGGAUCUCCCUUGCAUCCUGAUUCUGGGUGGAUUCAGACAACCUGUGUGGCCUGAUGGUCACCGGCUGCAUGGAGGCGGAAAGCCCACUUCGCUCUGUGAUUAAAGUUUCACAGAGUCAGGUUAUCUUGUGAUAGCUGCAAACCUCUCACAUGGUGUCUGCCCAAAUCUGGACGAUACCAGAUUAGGGAACUAGUUCUCAAAAGGAUGAGGCAGCUGAAAUGCCAGCAGCUGGGAGAGGCAUAAGUUCAUUGAUUGUGUUUGUAUAUGAAAUCAGCUGCUGCCUGCCCCCAACUUCCUGAUCAGUUGUACAUGCUACAUAUUACCCCCUUUCACAUUGUGGUUUUGCUUCCCUGUGUCCCCACCUCAUCCCAGCCAAACGCCAUGAAAGCUAUGCAGUGAGAGUCGUCUCUCUGCUGGGGAUUUGCCAGUCCCUUUGAGGAGGUGGGAAAUAUGGCUUGACCCAAUAUCAGUUUCCCCUGCCUGCCCAUCCUGUGGAAAACUGAAAAGGGAAGCCCCACAUGACACGUUUGCAAGAAUGACCUGACUUCAUUUUUUCUGGCAGGGUCCCAACUCUAAAAUACUGACCCACAAUUUGGGGAGAGAUUUCAAAAUGUUAACGUCACAAACUGCAGCUUCUUCCUAUCAACCUGCCCAGAUCUAAGUACUCGUAUCCAUUUCUAAAAUAGAACAUGAUGCAAACAGAACUGCCGCACGCCCUCAUUCUCAAGUGGGCACCUUCACUCCGGUAGGGUUCCCCUUUAUCACAUACACAGCCCAACAAGACAAUAAGAAGAAUCCGCUGACAGCAUACAAAUCAAUCUGGCUGACCUGAUCCAAACACACACACACACACACACACACACACACACACACACACCCCUACUUACACACAAAAACAAAUCUCACUACAGCCAACCAAAGACAACCAACCAUACCCUAGGCCACCCCCAAGCUCUCUCACCACCAAGGAAAUACAACAAGCAAAGAGUAAGAGAACCCACACAAGUGAUGUUGACACAACUCCCCCCCACACUAAGUUGAAGAAUAGAAGCAUUGUCACCCAACCCCAGUCACCAUUCCCUCCUCCCCCUCUUUCCGCCUCUUUUCUUCCCAACCUAACACUGUAUGUAACACUAAUGUCUCACAAGAAAUGAAACUAAUCUGUAGAAAACACAACUUGAAAAAACGCAUGUAUUUUUGUAAACGUAAGAAAUCCUUAUUGAAAAUAUAUUCAAGUGGAAUUCUGAAGCUGCCUGUCUGGCUCCUAUAGUGAUGAGAGUAACAUCAUUUUCUUCCUUCUUUUUUUAGACCUUCAAUACUUCCAACGUCACCAAAGUGUGCCCAAGCGCUCGCUGCCUCUUUGCCUUCUACGGUGGCGAGAGCACCUACCACAAGUACCUCAUCAUCUUCCAGAUCUACAAUGUCUUUAUGUUCUUCUGGCUGGCAAACUUUGUCAUUGCCUUGGGCCAAGUCACGCUGGCCGGAGCCUUUGCCUCGUACUAUUGGGCCUUUAAGAAACCAGAUGACAUGCCAGCCUUCCCUCUGUUCUCCUCCUUUGGCAGAGCACUCAGGUACAAAGACUGGGGUGGGCAGGAGAGUUGCAGCAUGCAAUUCUUGACAGUCGGAAGUUCCUGCAUCAGUGUUUCUCAUGCUUGGGUCUCCGGCUGUUGUUAGACUACAACUCCCAUCAUUCCCUGGCCACUGGUCCUGCUGGUUAGGAAUGACAGGAAUUGUAUUCCAACAGCAGCUGGAGACCCGAGUUUGAGAAACACUGCCCUGCACACUGCAGGACCAGGGAAGGAUGCAGGGUUUGUUGGCUGAACAGGAUCCUAGAUAGACAAGGCAGGUUUCUGCACAGUGAUUUCAGCUCAGUAUUGGACUAUCUGCACUCUGGGCUAGAUAGGGCAUGCAGACUGGAAAAUGGUAGAGCAUUCAAGUCAUUGUGGUAUAGAAAAGAGCUUUGAUAUCCUAGGAGCUGGCACACAGCAGAGGCUUGUUAUUUCCAAUUGCAUACAGAAAACAGAGCCUUGUUUACCACUUAACAUCAGGGCUGGGCAACCUGUGGCCCUUCAGAUAUUGUCAGGCUACAACUCCCAUCAUUUCUGGAUAUUGGCCAUGCUGGCUGGGGCUGAUGGGAUUUGGAGUCCAACAGCAACCUUAUCUCUGGUUGACAUCUUUAUCUGAAUCAGGAUAAUUUUGAGGCAGUUGAUUUGCAUGAUCUGUGGAGAAGUCCCAGGGCAGAACAGCAUCAUAGCAAGCUCCAAGAAGGUGCUUAGCAUGGUUCCAUUACUGAAGGGGGCUUUGGUGAUUUCUUCCCAGGAGGAGGUCAGAUUCCGGGCAGAGGGAGCUUAAAGCCAGUUGGAGUGAAUGAGCCUUAGAAGUAGGCCAGCAGCCCAUAAGGAUAUGCUGCAAAGCCCAAUAUGGAAAUUGGGGUUCAAAAUGGAACUUGGAAACUCAGGCCAGUGUACCUAGUGGCUAGACAAGCAGGGUCUCCUGUCCCACUGUGCAGGCUGAUACAGCGUCCUUUGUCAUAGUUCACAAAUGCUCUGAAGCCACAGCAAACACACUUUUUCUGCUCCCCCUAACAGGUAUCACACUGGCUCACUAGCCUUCGGCUCCCUCAUUCUUGCUAUUGUCCAGGUCAUUCGAGUCAUGCUGGAAUAUUUGGAUCACAGGCUAAAAGGUACUAAGCAGGGGGAAGGAUUUAGUACAGGAAGUGUGCUAGGAAUGAGAGUCCACCUCUUUCCUUUGGCCACGCAUCAGUAGGCUCAGUUGGCAUGAAAUCAUUUUUCCAUGUUUAGAUUGGGAGAUCUUCUCCCUUUCCCUCUCUUUCUCUGCCACCUAGCUAGACAUCUUGGGGCUGUCUUUGGAUUCUUGAGUCUCUCCUUUUGUAUUCUUAAGAGGGAUAUUUUUUAUGCUCCGGGGUGCUGUUGAAGGAUGUGCCCGGCCCGAGAAUACAGUUAAGCCUAUGAGUUAUAACUCCCAAUAAGCAAAAUGAAAAUUGUGCCAAGAAUACAAGCUAUGGAAAUAGUGUGAAAUUUCUGCAGAUGUCUCUUUCUGCAAUUUUCUCACAUCUUUGUUAUGCAGUCAGGGCUUGAAAUUUGGGGUAUUUUUGACAGGCAGGUGAGUAGCGGCAGCAGAAUAUCCCAGUACAGUCGUACCUUGGUUUUCGAACAGCUUAGUUCUUGAAUAUUUAGGCUCCCAAAUGCCACAAACUUGGAAGUGAGUGUUCUGGUUUGCGAACUAUUUUUGGAAGCUUCCUGCAGCCAAUCAGAAGCUGCGCUUUGGUUUCUGAAUGUUUUGGAAGUCAAAUGGACUUCCGGAACAGAUUCUGUUCGACUUCCGAGGUACGACUGUAUAUUACAGGGUGGGGAAGAGGGAACUACAAAUAGCUCCACAAGCCAAGACAGCCCUGGCCCCUGAGCACUGCAGCUCCCUACCCCACCCUGCUCACAGAGACAGAUGCUUUGGUCCAGCAGGUCUGGUGCACAUACAAAUCCUAGCAUGUUGACAUUUCCUCAUUGUCUUGAAUGAUGCUUUCCACUGCACUCUGGACCAAGGGCAUAACUCUUGAAGUUAUCCCUUUUAAAAAGCUGCUCUUUUUAAUAACAAAGGCUAGGAUCCUUCAAGUGUUAAUGAUAAUUCCAGAUUCUGUGCUUGUGAGCAACUGUGUGCAUGGGUUCCUGCCCAGUCUGACAAAUAGAUAAUUUUUUUCUCCUCCUCUUCCUUGUUGCCAUCCUUGCAUUAGCUGCCGACAACAAGUGUGCCAAGUUCUUCUUGACCUGUCUCAAAUGCUGCUUCUGGUGCCUCGAGAAGUUCAUCAAGUUCUUGAACAGGAAUGCCUACAUUAUGGUGAGGAAUCUUGACCGUUCUCAGGGAAUUCAUGCAGAGUUGUAGAUGCUCAGAUGAUCAUGGGGAUGACUGCCAAACCAGUUAGCCAAGCCAUUAGCAGGAGAGGCUAUUAGAUGCCUUAGUUAUACUUUAGACUAGGGGUGGACCUACAUUUUGGGGACCCUGAAGCCUGAACUGUUAUGGGGGGCCCCUUUGCAACCAGCAAUGAGGUCUGGGUAACCACUGUUGGCUUCUUCAGUGGGGUCAUUUACAACAACCUUUACAACAUCUGUGCUACCGAAUCUCAAAUUUUGGGAUUGUUGAAAUGUAUACAGUGGAACCUCAGUUUUUAAACUUAAUCCGUUCCAGAAGACUGGUUUGGCUUCCAAAAAGUUCAAAAACUGAGGAUCAGUGGGCUGGCUGCAAAGUCAAUGGGAAAAAAUGAAAAAUGCGGCUUGGAAGCCGAAAAUUGUUUCUGAAAAUUGUUCAAAAACCGGAGCUUUUUACUUCCGGGUUUUCGGCAUUCAGGAGCUGAAACGUUCCAAAACAAAGGCAUUCGGGAACCGAGGUUUGACUGUACAACAAAAAAGUAACCAAUUUAAGCCUACUAGACCCAUUUUUAACAAAAGCAAUGUGGACUUAAAUUGCUUCUGGGGCUCCUCCAGGAUUAGAGGCCCAGAAGCUUAACCUUCAUUAGUUUCAUAGUAUAUCUGUCCCUGCUUUAGACCUUGAAGAAGCCUCUGGCUAGAUCUACACUCAACUUUUAAACGUUAUUACAAUGAUUAGAAAUAGCGUUCUAAAACGGCAAGACAUGGAAGGUCUGCUUUUGGUUUCUCCUUUGCUUCUUUUCCAUAGCAUCUUCCAGGUUUCCAGUAGUUGGUUGCUCUGCAGCACCCUCUGGGGUCACAUUUUAAUAACACAUUAUGAACGUUUAAAAAGAACGUCAUAUGGCUAUAUGGUUAUCAGAAUCAUCCCUUACCUCUUUUUUUAGCAUUAAAAACCACGAGUGUUGAUCCGCCCUCUGUUUUCAGGUAUAUUGAGGCUUGGAAUGUGUCUAGGUCAAAUGUUUCCAAAUUUUUCAUGCUGGUGACACACCUUUUAGAAAUGCAUCAUUUCGCGAUGCAGUAAUUCAGUUUUAUUAGCAAGCCGGAAGUUAAACUAACCCCUCUCCAGCCCUGGGAGGAGUGCGGGGAGCAUUUGCAUUUGUGUAACACGCCUACACACUGCAGCCGACACACUAACAUGUCGCGACACACAGUUUGGAAAGCUCUGGUGAUCCCUGUGAUUUGGGGGAUGCUGUAACAUGACAUGUUUGGUACUGCUACCAAACCUUGUACUCAAGACAUCCCUGUUCUUUCAACCUGUGCGGGUUCUUCUGAUGACAAGGACAUGAAGAGGAGACCUCAAAGAUGCAGAGAGGGUGUUCUAUUGACUCAAAGGUGUUUUGAAUCUGCUGACAUUAUGGUUUGAGCUCUAUUGAAAGAUAUUCAGAUAUGGCGUGGAAGAUAUGACUAACUUUUUUUUAGAAAAGAAGCUGUGUUGGCUGUUCCACAGACUUGAAACAUUUUAGGCCAAGCCAAUAAACCAUCCUUUGUUAACUGUUGAGGUAUUCAAUCUAUAUUCUUGCAUUUGGUGUCAUCCCACCUUUGGCCACAGUUGACAAGAACCAGCACAGAGAGACACCAUAAAGGAAAGCACAGAAACUCCCAACAUGCUCUCUCUGCCUGCAAGUCCUCUUUGCAUUCUGGAUACAGAGCAGCACUGAUACUGAGCAAAUGUCACAUUGUCACGAUCAAUGCAAAUCAUCCAUCUGGUCUGGGGCAUGAGGUCAAAAGCUCCUGAUUAAAGUACCCUGGACAACUUGACGGAAUGUUCAUAUUCUCUUUGGUGAUUUCCUCCCCCACAGAUUGCCAUUUAUGGCACUAACUUCUGCACUUCUGCAAGAAAUGCCUUCUUCCUGCUCAUGAGGAAUAUCGUCAGGUGAGGGCCUGCCAAUGAGUUGCCUGGUUAUUACUGCUUCAGGGCUUUAAACAGGGAUAGCCAGCUUCUUUGGACUGGCGGGGAGCAUCCUCCUUGGGCAAGCUACUUUGGGAUGAAAUUCUUCCAGCUUUAAGGUUCCCUCUCAUUUCCCUCCCACUCCUUUUAAGCAUUUUGUUCAGAGACAGCUUGCCCACCUGCCCUGGCCCCAUGCUGAAGAAUCCUCUCAGAGCUACAAGAGAGGGUGUGCAGCUUCUGCCAACUGGCACACAAUGUAAAAUGACAUGGUGUCAUAUCCCAUAUCUUUAGAACUGGGAAGGAUCCCAAGUGCCAAAACCACUGCCCAAAUGGGCAUAUGGGCAAUAGGGAAUAGAUGUCAGUUGGCUGGUUCAGAGGGCCUUCUUGGUAGUGGCACCUGCCCUGUGGAAUCCCACCACCACCACCACAUGUCAAGGAGAUUAAUAACUAUACAACUUUUAGAAGACAUCUGAAAGCAGGAAUUUUUAAAUAUUUUAUUGUGUUUUUAUAUUUUGCUGGAAGCUGCCCGGUGUGGCUGGGCCAACCCAGUCAGCUGGGUGGCAUAUUAAUAAUAAAAUUAUUGUUAUUAACAUUGCACUGGCUUGUAGGCAAGGUUUGGGGAUGUGGUCAGGGCUCUAUAUUUCCUGUGUAAAGAAAGCUUCGGUCCUAAAUUCAAAAUUGGGAAUGGAUCAUUUUCUUGCAAACUUGGUGAUUUUGAUGCGAACCAGCUCGAUUCAUGUGCUCUGUUUGAACCAGCUGUUUGAGAGAAUGCAGACUUGAGAAUUUCCCUGCACAAAGGAGAAAUGUGGAGGGAGGAGAGGCAUGGUGAAGUCCAGUAUCAGAGGUGUGAAUGGGGAAGCAAUAUAAAUCCUGAGCCACAAAAAUGGCAUGUGUACUGCAGGGGUCUGCAAUCCAUGAUCUGUAGGUUGUGCCCAGUCCAACAAGGGAAAAUGCAUGGUGGUUCAUUUACCUAUAAUCUAAAGUGGCCUUCUCUAACCUGGUGCCCUCCACAUGCUGUUAAGACUGCCUGAUGUUCUGGGAGUUGUAGUCCAACAACAUCUAGAGGGCACCAGGUUGGGAAAAGCUGCCUACAGAAACUUUACUCGGGAGUCUCUUCUAGGCAUUGCUAGAAAUUUCGCUAACAUAAUUCCACAACGGAGAGGAGGCUUAGAAAAUUAUUGUUUCUCCUAUCUGCUUUCAGGGUUGCUGUUCUGGAUAAAGUCACAGACUUCCUGCUUUUCCUUGGCAAACUCCUGAUUGUGGGAAGUGUUGGUAAGUUCUUGGGGAUAUUUCAGGCCUCCUCUCAAAUAUCCUUCAUCCUCUGAACUGAUUUAUUCAGCUUCUCCUCGGGAAUGAAAUGCCUUCCAUUUGCAGAGGCCCUCCGCCCCCUCAUUCCCAGCAUUGUUUUGCUUCUUACUUCCUUUUUGCUCAGCUUGUUCCCACUGCACACAGAUAGAAAACGCAGGGUCCAAGAGCUAAUUUUGCAGAGAAGGGGGAUGUUUAUUUGUGCAGAGACCUUGUCGAAAGAUGCAUGGGGCACAGAGGGAAUAGCUUCUGAGGUGGAGGAGGGGAGGAAUGGAUUCAAAAGUUUGACUUGAAGAUCAGACAGAAAAUUCUGAGAUGAAAUGAUUUUGUUUUUCUUUCCUCUUUUAGGUAUACUUGCCUUCUUCUUUUUCACCCACAGGAUAAAAGUUAUUCAAGACACAGCACCACCCCUUAACUACUACUGGGUCCCCAUUCUGGUUGGUAUCUAAGCUAAGGACUUCUUCAGUUCUUAACGCCCCUACUACAUAUUUUGGAAGCUAAAGUUUCUUUUGCAUAUUCUGUCUUUCAGCUAUGAUCGUUUGAGUUAGUCCUUGUUAGUUGUGUUGCUUGUUGAGGACGCAGGGGAAGGAAGGAGAAAACCACUAUUAAUUUGCAGUAAUAUCUAUAUUGGACUCUCUGUCUUACAUUUAUUUCACCUGCAACGAGUUCAAGGCGGUGAAUGUGGUUCUCCCCGCCACCUAUUUUAUUCUCACAACAACCUUGUGAGUUUUGGCAGAAAGUAACUGACUGCUCCAAGGUAAUCAUCUUGACUUUUAUGAACCCAGGUUUCAACUCUUGACUUCUUGCAAAAGUUGCAGCUUCAACGCCAUUUCUAGUUUGCAGCCGCUGGCUAGCUGAGAUGCAGCUCGUAACAGAGACGAUUCUCUGCUUUUUCUUGCAGACGGUGGUUGUAGGCUCCUAUCUAAUUGCACACGGAUUCUUCAGUGUGUAUGCCAUGUGUGUGGACACACUCUUCCUGUGUUUCUGUAAGUAUCCAGCUCUGGUGCCAUUCUAGUGAAACAAGCACGUUUGCCCAAGCACUAUAAACUGUAAUGGAAAUGCUCCAGUCACUGUGGUAUUAAACCAGCAGCUGCUGAAAAUGUCCUGCAGGCAGUUUCUCCUAUGCCUCCCCUACCCACAAAAGAACCACAAAUUCCUGAUUCCUUGGGCCAUAGUGCAAGAGGACCCUCAGAAGGCAUGAUGCAGGCCAGAAAAAAUGGUCCUGCAUGGGCCUUGCUUUUGCCAAAAGGUUGGGCUCUAGUGAUAUUCCAUUCCAGAUAACAGCCAUGUCAGUCUGUUACAGCACAAACUGCUGUUGUGCAUUGAAGGCUAACAGAUUCAUUGUGAUCUAUGUCAUGUCAUCUGUCACUGACUUCUCUUCUGGGGGACACAUUCGGAUAAACUGACUUUUGAAUACCAGUCAUAGAAGCUGUAGGCUACAAAAGAACCCUCAGCCCUUCUGCCCUUAUUUUGCCUCUGCAUUUUCCAGCACUCGUUUGCUAAUCAAUUGGAUUACGAAGUUUAAUUGGUAGAUUUAAUCAGCUGAAGCUGAUUAACUGAAGAGGGCAGUUUCUAACCGGGAAGGCUGAGAGUUUUGAUUUUUAGCCUACUUUGCAUUUUAGUAUCUUCUUGUCAUGGGAAGUGCUAAAAAAUGAAGAGUGGUAAUUUAAAAUGUACAGCCCGCUCCUAUUCAUGCUUAUUCAGAAAGAUGCCCACUUACUGUAUUGGGGUUUGCUCCCAAUGCCAUGCUACGCUAUGCUUCCUUCCUCACAUAUCUGAAAAGGGCACCUCUGAGGUUUAGGUAACUUGCACACUUGCACAUUUAUUUUGAUUUAAGUAGUUGCCCUUCUUGAUCAUUUAAAUCCUAGAGUGCCCCUAUAUGUGUCUGUCUUUUUGUUGCAUUUGCAUUGCAGCAGAAUUGCAUAUUGACUUAAAAUGUGUUUGAGGCAGCCAAUCGAUUCCGUUCCCAAGGGAGAAUUUCCUUCCCAUUCCCUUGGUCAUAUUCCGCUCUUGUUGUCUCCAGCCUCUUUCCCGAUUCCUUUUCUUUCUCUGAAUUAGAAACCCUCUAUCUGGCUGUGAGUUUCCCCCAUUAGGUACUGCAUUUACCACCUCAGUGCUUCUCAGAUUGUAGGUGCAUGUGAAAGAGAUCUUCAGCAGAGGCAGAAAAGACUGCCUACUUGGCUGAAUUGUUGCAGUUUUAUUUAGCUGAGAGGCUCCCCUGUAACCAUCCAAGUCUUCCCUGUUAGGUAGCAGUCAAGGACAGGCAGAAUGUGCCUUCCUAUCUCAAGUCUUUAUUUGCCUCCGCCUCCCACACUGUGAGGCACACACACACACACACACACACACACACACACACACACAAAAAGGGGGGGGGAGAGAACUAGAGUUUAGGAUUGAUCAAAGGAAGGACUUUUCUCACACAGUUGGCUUACGGAACUCACUGUUCUAAGAUAUGGUCAUGGCCAUCGAUUCAGCAGACUUUAAAAAGCAUCAGGAGAAGUCUGCCAUUCACUAUUUGUCAGAACAGUGAUGCAGAACCUCCCCAGAUUCACAGCUAGGAUACCUCUUGUCUACCUGAUGCAGGAAAGAGAGAACUUGGGACAGCUGUUGAGUUUAGGCUUGGUUUGUGGCUUUCCCAUAGGCAUCUAGCUGGUUUGGGAGGGGAUGCAGUGUGGGAAUAAUUGACAGGUCCAAGGUCAUGCAGUGAGCUUCAUGGCUGCGUGAGGAUUUGAACCCUGGUUUCCUAGAUCUUGGGACAGCACUACACCAUACCAGCUCUCUGGUUCUGGAAAUGACUCAUUUUAGCCACAUGGUAGCAGGGUCAUACGAGCUGACUCCUCUUGCGAUUGUGAAACUAUAAACUUCUGAUUUUUCCUUCAUGUCUCCGCCAUCAGCUCAGUUAGCAACUCCUCCGCUUUCGCUAUAGUAGCAAGCAUUUUCCAUAGCAUAAAAGCAGUUGACUGCCUAAGCUGCCUUACUCUCUUUCUGGGUGGAGGAAUCUAUUUGCAACUAACUCCAAAUCUUCUCUUUCUCUCUCUCUCUCUCUCUCCCCUUUUUGUUUUGUAUUCCUUUGCUUUUGUCUUUAUAUGUUUUGCUUUGCUUCUCUCUUGUCCAUCCUUCUGCGGCUGCUUUCUCUGUCUUCCGUGGGAUCCCAAAAGGUGAAGACCUGGAAAGGAAUGAUGGAUCUCCUGAGCGGCCUUAUUACAUGUCCCCCGCACUGAGUGAAAUCCUGCUGAAGGGAAGCCUAGAAUCUUCCAAAAGUGCUGAGAGCCAGGAAUAGGGACUGGUGCACGGAGUGGGAGAGGCACACGCAGGUUCCCCACUGUGAGCCUUGUGCACACCUGCCUGGUCCGUGUGCAGGUGUUGUUCCUUCAUGGCUGCCCUGAGAACUGGUGCAAACCUCCUAGUUUUGCUGUUCUGGGAAACAGUGCUUCCUCUGGCAAGUGGGAGGCAAACAUUCUGGCGCCAGAGGAGCGGAAGCGGAAGUUCAAGGCCAAAUGCGUUUAAUGUCAGGAAAACUCGCCGCAUCUCCCUUGUUUGCACCAUGUGGUGCUGUUUUCUGCUCUCCCCAAAAUGCCAUCGCUAUAGCAAGUCUGGCUAUUUAACCGGUUGCAUAAAUAAGCAGAAUGCAUACAGUACAGAGUGGGUGCUGCAGAUAUUUACAUUAAGUAUUGGAUCAUUUCUUGGACUUGCCCUUUCCUUGACUAGGCAGAUGUAGAACAGAGCCAUUUAUUUGGUUAUCAGUGAAUUUCGAGAGCAGAUGCUUUUGUCCAAAGGGGCAAAAUAACCAAAAUUAUUGAGGUGCUAGGGAUAUCUUUGGCUGGUUGGGCUGGUUUUGAGUUGAGUCUACUUAGACGGGAGGCUUCAAAUUGCUUAGGACUUGCUUCCAGGCAGAAGUAAGUGGAGGAGGAAAGGGAUUCUAGCAUAGCAGCAAAGAGUUGUUUCUUUGUUUUGAAGUUCCUGCUGCAACUUUGUGGGGCUCUUGGCCAUUUCUCCCAGAAGCUUUGAGUUUCCUUCAUUUUCAGUUCCUUUACUUAUUUUGUUGAAAAGCAGUAUUCUGUACAACCUGCAAGCUUGCUAUCCUGCUGGAUGAUCCCUUUUACUGAACUGUUCUGACACUCUAGCAUGCCAUUGAGAUUACAGUAGCUUGCAGAGUAAUCUUUAUCAAUAUACAACAUUUGCUUGUAUGUAACUUCUCUACAGCUUGUCUUGAUGCGGAAAGCAAUGGCUACUACCGUAUUUUUCGCUCUAUAAGACGCACCAGACCACAAGACGCACCUAGUUUUUGGAGGAGGAAAACAAGAAAAAAAAUAUUCUGAAUCUCAGAAGCCAGAACAGCAAGAGGGAUCGCUGCGCAGUGAAAGCAGGAAUCUCUCUUGCUGUUCUGGCUUCUGGGAUAGCUGCGCAGCCUGCAUUCGCUCCAUAAGACGCACACACAUUUCUCCUUGCUUUUUUGGAGGGAAAAAAGUGAGUCUUAUAGAGCAAAAAAUACGGUAAUUUCCCUAAUGGCUCUCUUCCUAGGCUAUGGUCCCAAUCCCACACAGCUAUGUAUGCUUAAGCCCAUUGAAAUACACAAGUUUUAGCAUACCAUACUGAACUAUAGUCAAAGUGUAGUGUUGAAAUUCCCAGUGUAGCCUUGAAAUUCCCAAUGUACAUCUUUGCAAAGUCCUUAAUUAAGCUAAUAAUGAUCUUGAAAAAUCUGUGACUGAUAUCUCCUUCCUAUGGCACAUAAAGUAUUAGAUUUUCUUCCUCAAAAUACAACCCCCCUGGUUUUUCAGUAUUGUAUAAAGCUGGAGUUUAUUUUUGUCUGCUUUACAAAAGUUUUAUUAGCUGAACAUAGUAUAUGUCAGGAUAUUUAUUCCUUGUGCCAGAAAAACAAAUCUGGCUCCAAUCAUUGUAAAACUAAAGGGUAUUGUUUUUUGUUUUUGUUUUUGGUGGGGAUGGGGAGGGAAGGUGAGUUAGCAAACAACUGUGAAUUUGCUUAGGAAAGGAUGAAAAGGAAUUAUGUGGGUUUGGCAGAGGCUAGGCAGUCAGAAAGGAAAGUGGGGCAGACAGAACGCUGUAUUGGGAGGUUUUCCUGAAAACACUUAAUACAUUCUGCAUCUUGUUCCACACGGCAUCAAACUUCCAGAUUCCAUCUCGGAAAACUCAGUGCCUUAUUAAAGAGAUACUUCCUUUAUGUUAGCUCUCCUGGUGUCAUGUGGAACAUUAUCCACUUCAAGUUUAUGGUCUGGAAUUACCUUUGAUUAAAUAUAAUUAUGAUAAGUUUUUUUGAUUUUUUUGUCCCUGGCUUCUUGGUUAUCCUUGAGAGUUGCUUUUGGCACAGAUAUUCUGUAAACAUGCAAAAGAUAGCAUAGGAUCAAUUCAAAAUGAAAUUAAAUGAAUGUUGACAAAGACUCACUAGUGAUCUUCAUCACAAUGAGAUGGAAACUUGUUUUUUUAAAGAUGAAAUUGGAGACCAAAAGCAUUAUAAAUUCUGUAGUGUUUCAUGAGACAAUGGCCAGCCUGGAAACUCCUGUGGCUAGUGGCAGGCAGUUGUUUUCUAAAGAAGCUAAAUGAGAGAAAGGUUUUCCUUCCCAUGAUGUGUACACAUUUCUUCUGCCCCAGGGUUGUCUCUGGCUAAACAGGUUCUGGAAGCAAAAUAAAAGGUGAAAAUCAUUUUCCAGAGGCAAUACUGGUAUGAAAUCCAAAAAACUAUGGUCCUACUGCUGCCUGUUGAUGACCUGAGCAGGCAGAGCACUUUUUGAAGUUUUUGAAGACGUCACUGUUUCUGGUGGACUUUUUUUUGGAGCAGUCAAUUUUGGUUUUGAGCAGAUCACUCAUACCUGUAUCAGGAAUAUGCCUCUUUCUUGUGCUGCACCAGUUUUUAAAAAUAUAUAUAUGCAGGGAAGUUGACAAAAGGCUGCAAAGACAGAACUUUGUGAAGAGAAGGCCAGAUGCAGGUUUUUGUUUUUUUUAAAAUAUUUUAUUAAGGAUUUUCUUGUUUUACAGAAGUGUAGUGCCUCGUAUUUUUUUUUUUUCAUGUAACAUUUUUACAAAUCCGUUUCAUUUGUUUGAUAUGCGUCUGGCAAAUGGGCCAGUAUGCUAUUCACAUACAUUGGAUCUUAUAUCACAAAAGAGGCAUAGUAUUUGUCAGGAUGUGAGUAGGGGAAUGGUGCUCUUUACAAAGCUUAAUUGAUCAGUUUGAUGCUAAUAAAAAAGAUAAAGAAUUUCCAAAUAAAAAGACAAGCAGAGCAAAACUUCAUAUAACUUAUCACCACCACUGUUGCUGCCAUGGCCAGAGGCAGUAUUCUUCAGCUUCUCUUCCUGCUUCCCCAUGGAGGAAAAAAGAUCCUCUUCAUUGCCACCCCUUGGAAAAAGAAAGCAGGUGUAAAAACUUGACUCUGCAUUUUAAAUAUGCAAAUUGAACUCCUCAUCUUCUCCGAUUCUGCUUGCCUGGAAUCCUGCUAAAUUUAAAAGGCUGUUGAAUUAAAUUCUAUCCUCAAAAGAAGCUGUGCAGUUCAGAGUUCAUACGUACCUGCUUGUUGUGCAUUGCAAGGUUCAACUGACAGCUUCGUUCUAAGCACUCAAUUUACAUGCAGAGAGGAGGGAAGUUGUGAGCUUCCCACUUAAUUUUCUUAAUGCAAAUGUUGCCUCAAAUAUGAGAUUUCAUCUCGAUCUUGACAUCUGUGGAAUCAUUAGGACACUGCCAGAGCCUUGAGAAUGGGGUGAUCCAUCUCCUCGCACUGAGACAUGGUUGAGGAAACCCAUCCUGACCAUAUCCUCCACUAUGAGGAAUUGUUCAAUCUUCCUUGAGGAAAAGUGGAAGGAUUGACUUGUCAGUUCGAAAUCCUUCUCAGUUUGGGACAUGCAUCUAGAGUAGGGAACACUAGCUUGCUUGGGGGGAGUCCCAGCCUCCAGUUAGUGGUGUCAGGUUUCCCUGUGUUUUCACAGGUUCAGAUUGCUAACACUUUCCCUUUGUAAUGGCCUUACUUGAUCCCAGAUACCUGCCAUUUGGUACUUGGGAGACAGACUUUUUCACAUCCCUUUUGCUGGGGGAAUUUGUCUCUCUUUGCAGUGGAAGAUCUGGAACGUAAUGAUGGCUCUACCGAAAAGCCUUACUUCAUGUCAUCUAAUCUGAGAAAGCUCUUGAAGAAGACCAACAAACAGCAAGCAGAUGCAUAGCUGACCCUCCCGUUCAUUCCUGUUGCUUCCGUUGGUAGCAUGCAGCAGACGCACUGGAAUUAACCAGUCUGAGAUUUGUCGAGCCUUUUCUUUGAAGAGCAGCAGUCUGUGGGGUCCUGCUUCCACUUGCUGUGCCAGAACAACAGUAGAUUUGGAAACACUCUUGGCCCACCCCCCUUGAAAAACGAGGAACUUCUGUCACAAUAGCUCCAUCUGAAGUCUUGAGUGUAGAGGUAUCUGCUACUACGUCAAAGCCUCCCUGCUCACGAUCAGCCUGGAGUGGCUGGGUUUCUUGCUUGCCAGUGCAGAAGCAGUUUGCAGAAACGGUAGAUUUCAGUUGCCAGCAGUCCAGGGAGGCUGUAACCCGCUAGCCAGCUGAGCUGAUUUCAUUCCAUUAACUUGUUUCAGUAGACUCCAAACUGGCCUCAAUCCAAGUGUUCUGGCUUAAUCUUAAAACAAAUAAUCUUUGAGAAGUUGGAUCAUUCCAAUAACACAUUUUUUAACCGUUUGUAUUUACUAAGUGUCUUUUCUCCUUGCCGUGGCGUUUACUUCAUUAUAUAUACCCUUUGCCACUUGGGAUAGACACCUUUAAAGGAGCAAGCUGCCUUUCAGCAUGGCACGUUGUCUUGGUGGAUAAUUUAUAACCUCUUCCAAAUGACUAGCAGCCUUUCAUACAAAUGCUGUGAAGAAAAUCUUAUAGGCAACUGUUGUUGGGGUUGCCGGUGAAAGAAAGCUUGGGUAAUAGCGCUGUUGUUUCUUGAAUGAGGAUGGGGCAAAAUGGUUGUAGCAGCUUUGACUUGCUAAAUAGGGAAAGGUCUUCAAAAUAUUAUUUGCAAGAAAAAAGCUGUGUGUUUGUUGGGCGGGGGGAAGUAAACAAAGUAAGUAUGAACUUUGGAAUAACUAAAUAUGAGGCAGAACCUAAAUAUAUGCAAAAAAUGUAUCACUAAAAUGCAAGGAUGUAGGAGGAUUAGUUGGAAAGAGUUCCAAAUUGUGGCUACAGGAAUUGGUAACUUUCCACAAAGGUAAUGAUAAUACCAUCAAUCAAUUUUUAAAUCUGGGCAGUUAAUUUUGUGUUUGCUUUUUAUAGUCCUUUUCUACUCUCCUAUACAUCCCUGUAUCUUUCAAAAAUUAUUUUAUAACUGAAACAUUAAACAUUUUGUUUUGUAC